Molecule: messenger RNA, 59257 nt
Organism: Lymnaea stagnalis (great pond snail)
Lineage: Eukaryota; Metazoa; Mollusca; Gastropoda; Lymnaeidae
Source: the annotation of a GenBank genome assembly
CGACCUGUACUUAUGUGUGAAUCCAGUGAAAUGGGAGAUUACAUCAAUGCAGUGUUAACACCGGUAAUUAAAGAUAGAUCUGUUCAAAGUUCAUAGACCUACAACGCCUUCUGUAAGACAUAAUGUAUUAAAAUGUAUAGAAAGAUUAAGUUCAAUUCUAAUAAGCGUCGUGUUAAAUUAUAAAUAUAUUUCAAUAUUUCAAUGUUUUACAGCUCAAGUAUAAAAUAAUUAUUAUAUUUUAUGUGUUGCAUAUUUCAGAAUUUCAGAAAAAGGAAUCAAGAUAUCAUCACACAACUUCCACUCCCAACAACAGUGGUGGACUUCUGGCGUCUCAUUACUCAAAUGAAAGUUUCCUUAGUUGUUGCAUUUGAUGAGGAGUUGCAGGCCAUAGAUUCCGUAAUUAGAAUUAAAAUGUUUAAAUUAAUUUUCAAUCCAUUGAUCUGUAAAUAUAUAUAUUCUUAGAUGAGUUGCCGACCAAGAUUAACGAGUCUCAUCCACCCGUGGUGAUGUUUUUGCUUGACCCGGAGUUGGAGUCCCGUAGGGCGCAUACAAUGACAAUUCCUGCAACCGUGCCCAUACCUGGUCGUCUUUACGUAGAGUCUUGCCACCGGAUAUGUUGGGCCCGGACGAGAGAGUGAGGUUGACGCCGCGCAACUCUUCCUCACUAUAAACAAAAGUCACUAGCGCAAGUCAUCAGUCACUGGACGACUCGAUGGUCAUCGUCGAUCCUCGACGGACGAGCAACAUAUAUAUAAUAUAUUUAUAUGAUUAGCUUUGUGUUAGUCAUGAGAUUUACUUUUAAAAAAUAAAUCAAUUUUCGUGCUCACUUCCACAAAGUUAUGCCAUAGAAUGUCUUUUUGAAGAAGUUUUUGGUCCCAAUAAUUUCAUGAACUAUUUAUGUUUCUACUAGAAUGCUAAUAAGAGAAGUCUGUACAGCUAAAAUUAUAGUGUUUUUUUUGUUGUUUUUUUUUUAAAUUUAUUAUUACGAAAAAAAAAUCCUUAUGUUUCAAGUCUCCCUGUCUCUCUCUAAUGAUUUUGUCUGUGUCUGCCCUAACAGUCGUGUUCUAAUCACCCACUGCAAACUCUAGCUAUGUCUCUAUCAGACUGCAUGUGUGAAUUGUCUCUAAUGGCGUCUGAGUUGUCAUCAAAUGUUUAGACAUCUCUAAAUCGAAAACCAAAUCAUAAUAUUAUAUUAAUUGAAGAAAUGCUUUAAGAAUUGUAUGAUAUGCCGAUCUUGUAACGUAUUCAAAUUCAAAACCUGAUCAAACUACUAACAUAUUCUAAACUAAAUAAUAGUACUAACAUAUCAAAAACUAGAUCAAACUACUAAGAUAUUUAAAAGUAUAUCGUUAAACUUAAUCUCCUGCUAUUCUUAUACUAAACGAGGUUUUUAGAGACUACAAAUUAGAUGUCUAAAUUAGAAUCUAAUUUAUCCACCAAUACCUGUAUUUUUAUUAUUUGAUCUCCUGUAUAAUGAGAAACUAUUAGAAAGUUUAUUCCCAUUAUUAUAUUCUAAUUAUGAAAUAGACAAUAGGCGAGUAUCUGCCAAUCAGUGACAAAGAAAAAGCCAGCUUUCCUCCAUUUCAAGUUUGCAUGGGAACAUUGCAUCAAGGCUCUGACUGGGAAGAGAGAAAGCUGAUUGUAAAUGGAUCAAUGGUAGAUAAUAACAUUUAAAAGAUAAUUUAAUAGUUUCUGCUGACAUAAUUAUAUGUUAAAAUAGUAUCCACAGUACGGAAUGAGACUAACACGCUAUACAUGACACAUAUAAACAAGGUUAAAAUGUUUCUUAACAGAAUUAUGACCAAAAAUAUCACCCCGAGAAAAAUCCUAAGUGUAAUAACAAAACAUAUUGUUUUAUUUUAAAAAACGAUUUUAUGCGCCUUUUGUUUUCAUUUCCUCCUUGUGCACGCCCCUGAUUAUUAUUUACAUUCCUGUGUCAUGUAUCUCUGUUCUCAACCAUAAUGCCUGCAGCAUCACAUGAAUUUUUAUUUUAGUUUUGUUUAAUUGAAACUUUUAUAAAGGGCGCAGAAGAGCACAGCCUCAUUCACCUCAGAUAUACACACAAUGCCACAGAUCCCAAGAAAUUGUUGUCAUUUCUCAAGCAUGCAAGGACAUCUAACUCUGAACAGGAGGCCAGAGUUUUAUACAUGUGCAGGUGCGUAGAGAAUAAAUCUGUUUUAAAAAGUAUUGAUACAGCUUCAUUUAUUAAAAUGAAUGCAACUAUUAUUAUAAUAUUAGAAAUAACCUUCGCUAUUCUCUUUCCAACAACAAGUGUAUCCAUAUAAAACGUCGAUUUGUAUUUUACAGAAACGGUGCAACCUACAGUGGUCUGGCCUGUGUCUUGACUCUCCUACUGGACAGAAUGGACAAUGACCACCGCCUGACUGUUCCACUUGUCGUUGGUGCCAUUAAGACUAUCCGUCCUCAAGUGAUCCCAACAGUGGUAAUUUUAAAUUUACAGAACGAUCUUAACAUAUCUAAUGAUUAUACCUAAGACUGUUUAAUUAUAUGAAUGUAUGAAAUAAUAGUUAAUAUAAACAGUAUGGAAUUUAAUCAGAAUUUCACAUCAAACAUGGCUUAACGGGCUUACAAACUAAACAUUUAUUGAUAGCGCAUGCAUUUUCUAAUCCAUUCUGAUUAGAUAAAUUAUGGAAAGUGUCCCUACUUGAAAUUAAAUUGAAAUAUGUCGUUUAAAUUUUUUAAUGAAGAUGUCAAUUUAUCAAAUUCUUUUAAGAUAAAAUAUUUUAAUAACACAAAUAGCGGUAAAUUUAAGAUUAUGUUUUUAACAAUAUUUAGAGAAACAAAGUUGGAAUUCAAGGCCACGACAAAUGGAAAAUCUAAAGUAUUUCUCUGCCGUAGAAAUUAAAUCAUCCCUUAAUUAACUUCUUUAGUUAACAAAAGUGAUAUAAUUAGUGAAAAUUUAGAUUGGGUAAUUAAAGCUCAUAUUUAGAGGGGAAAAUGUAGUUUAGGGGCGUGAAAGAGAGUAGGGUAGGCGUAUAAUAUGUAGCGGAUAAAUACUUCUCUAAACUUAAUGAUGUUAGAAACUUAAAUAUCUUUACUUAGAUACCACUUUCUAACGAUUGGAAUUGUGAUGAGGUUUUGCAAUAGCAGGAAGAAACCAUCGGAAUAAACCUACCAUUAUUAUGCCGAUAACAUCUGGCCAUUUAUUCAAGUUAUUCAUAACUUGUUAAUUCCAAUAUUUAAAAAUUAAAGAAAUUUUAAUAUAAUUUUUUUUUAAAUUACACCAAAUUUAGAUAUUAACCAAUGAAAGUAUUUUUGAGACUGGAGCCUUAUUUAAAUUUUAAUGUGCCAUAAAUGUUGUAGUCUUUAAGUAGAUAACUAGGAUCCACCAACGUGCUAGGAGGUUUAAGAUGAUCCUUUCAAGUUUCUCAAAAUUUCUAGAUGGUCUUAAAAUUUAUUGAAGCGUAUGCGUGAGUCCACAUAGCUCUAUAAAUGUUUUCGACUUUCUGGAAAUAAUCUAGGCAUCAAGUCAAGUUUAAAUUUCCGUGAAAUUUUGAUUUCAUUUGAUAAGUUUUAUUAGAUUAGGGCAACUUACCUACAGACAGAUGCAUGUAUAUUUAUCUGGAAUUUUCUUAAACAUAAUUAAGAGACGAUGCACCAACUCAUAUUUUUUUCCUAUUAAGUUCAACAUGAUUUAACGAAAAACAAUAAAUUAAAGUAAAUUUUUUUUUUUUUUUUUUUUUUUUUUUUUUUGUUUUUUUUUUUUUUUUUUUUUUUUUUUUUUUUGGUAUUAUUUUAACUUUCGGAGAAUAUCUUGAGUCUCAAGUAUUCAAAUCUAUGAAAUACUUGAAUUUUCUAGUUUUAGACACUAGUUUUAUAACUUUAAAUUGGACUAUGAAAUAAUGAAAUAGAUUUAUAGGUAAUUCAGAACAUUUUAAUUUGUUACUUAAGUUCUUAAUCAUCGUAGUAUUUUCUCACUGACAUUUAUUAUGGUUUUGUGAGCCUAAAACAUAUUUUUUUUAAAGUGCUAGAUUGUGUUAUGAUGGUACAGAAUAAUAUUACCUUUUUUUAUUGGCACUGAUUUUUUUCUAAUUUUUCGUAUAAGAAGAUUUAUUGUAUAGCCUUAGUUUCUUAAUGUUUUAAAAAUAUUUACAACAUUGUAAAAACAUUUUGUAAAAUAAUUACAAAUAGAUGAAGAGUAUACUCGUUCUUUCUGUUGUUUUUUAAAAUUAUGUUUCUUUUUUUUUCACUACUAGCAAAAAUGUUAAAACUUUUCAUUACAGCACAAUAAUUUUAAUGAUCUGUGCAAUUUCAGGAGCAAUACAAAGUUCUUUAUCAGGUUCUCCAAAGAUAUAACGAGACAAACAGCGUUUACUUCAACUUUAAUGAUCCCAAGCUCUCAGUUCCUUCAAAUGGUGACGACAAAGACGAUUUAGGAAAUGUUGGGAAUGAAGGCACAUUGUACGCCAAUGCAAAGCUUUAAGUGCUGGAAUUAGAUCUAUUUAUUUUUAAAUAGGUCAACACUACGAAAAUAAUUAAAUUUUUAUAAACAAUUAUAUCUCAUUAUAACUAUAUAUAUUAACAGCAUAGCGGGCUUAUAAUUUUUGUUUUAUUUCCAAAAACAAUAAUAAUCUCUACUUUCCAAGGGCUAUGUAAAUUAUACAUUUUUAUGUUUUGAAAUAGCAGCUUUUACCUUAUUUUUAAAAAAAAUGUUGCUUGACAACGCUGUGUAGGUUCACUGUUACACAAUCACACUUGGUCCACACUUAGGUGCAACAGCAACGCUCAAUAAAAAAUAAUUAAAACGUCUUUAUUUUCAAGAUCCUAUCACAGCAACUACCAGUUCACAAUACGUUCUCCAUAAAAAUCCUCACCAUACUGACAUUUUUACCAAGAGGACUCUUGUCUCAAUGACUAAAGUGAACUUGCAUCUUAUCAUACAGCAACAAUAACCCACUUGCUUAUCUAUCGAUAAUAACUCAACAAACUGCCCUUCCAUAUCGUGACUUAUCACAACUCACCCUAAAAAAAAAGACAUUCUCCAACUUAUGAUUAAAAAACGUUAUACACAAGCUAUCCCACUUACAAAUCCAGUUUAUAGCAUUUGUAAUAAUCUAAAUUGGUUAGAAAAAUAUUUUUUUUCGUUUACCUCUUAGUGGGAAUUUGUUAAAUUAAUUAAUAUGGUCAGUCCAAAGCACAGCAGAGCAUAUAUUUUUAAGAAGAAAUAUCUAUAUGGAAAUAUGUUUGGCACUUUUACAAAGUUAAUUUGGUUAUAAAUGUGUAAUAUUUGAUUUAUAACAGAAGAACACGUGUUUUAUAUUGCUUUUUUAUGAAGUCAUUCAACAUUUAUUAUCUCUCACUCAAUUCCAUUACGAUACAUAUUGCUUUUGUAAAAUAGCAUUAAAGCACAUUUAAUCAACAUUUAUGAGCUAAAACAUUCUAAUUAUUUUAUAGCAUUUUGUUCUUCUUUACAAUGUUUAACCUUAACUUUGUUUAUUUUGAUCAGACUUUCUGUAUUUCAGAGUUAACACUGUUUUUAAGCUUGGGAAUGUCGUUUAGAAAGGUUCGUUACCUAGAACAAACAUCUCUGAUGUAAGUUAAAUAUUAAAAGACUAAAUACAUUUCAACGUUACUUAAAUGUGAAUUUAAAAAUAGAACAAUUUAAAGCAUCUUAUCGGUAAUGGCUGUCUGGGGAAAUUAUAGAAAACUCAAUCAAAAACGUGUUUGAUAACAACUGGAAAAUAUAAAUUUCUUUGGCGAUGUUUAAAUAUUUCCAUAGUUUAUAUAAAUGUAAUGACACUGAACAUAAGAAGUAACAAAUACUACUGAACUAUAAUUUAUUUGAAAAAUUUGUAUAAUUUUUGUAAAGCUUAAAUAACAAUGCAAAUGUGUUUAAUAAAGAGUAAGUUGCACUGUAAAAUCGGUUUCGUGCCCUCUCAUUUUUCUUUCUCUCAGUUGCAAAAAAUAACUUCAUGAAUUAAUGUGACAUAAAUAUAUUUAAAAGUUGGUUUAUAUAUAAUGAUAUUUAUUCAUUUGAUUCUUGAAAAAAAAGACAUUAUACAACUUUAUUUUUCUCCUAAUUUUCUUUCUUUAUUUCAAAAUACUCAUUUGACUUCUGAUGGUAGUGUUAUUAAACAGUAUUAUUUCCAAAUAAAAGAAUAAUUUAUUGUAUAAUUAAUUUACUAAAUAAAACACGACAUUCCUUAUAACACAAACUCACUGCAUUUUCUGUGUUUAAUCGGUUGAGCCGUGGUACCAUCCUUCCUUAUUCAAGACUUCUUGCACAAAAUAACGUAUAUCAUAGCUUGUCUCCCCUGAAUACUCACUGUUAACAAAGUUUGCUCCAGACCAUUACAGAUGAGGCAGACAAUUCGGUGUUCAGUGUGGUAGUUUUCUUAUUAAGUUAAGCAAUUUACAGAAAUGUAACUUCAUCAGUCUAGCAAGGAGAGAGGCUAUUCUCUAAUUAUUUUAAAAUGUUUAUUCAGUGGAGACAUCGCAUCUGUCAAACUGCAGGAAACAUAAAACAUUUGACAUUGGAAAAGCAAAGUAUCCUCAUAAAAGAGGACCGAUUAUAUUCUUAAAAUUUACCCUCUUUGUAUAUAUAUAUUGACCAGCAGGCUAUAAUUUGUUUCUCAUAAAAUAAGACGCAAUUUCACCUCGAAUGUUACGGUCCAAAAUAAGUUUAACAAAUUUAAUCUGUAGCAUUUUUUAAAGUUUCCUUAUUAUAUGAAGAAUACGUAGCUAUGGGCUGAAAAUCGGUAUACAAAGAAAAACAGAUACCUAAGCUAUUGAUAUUUCUAAUAUUCAAUUUAAGUAUACUAUUAACUUUAUAUAAUAAUACCAAAACGAAAUAUGCAGAAAUAAAAACUAUUCAAAAUUAAAAAACAGCGAAUGAAAAAGUAUAAAUAUAAAAAUUUACAAAUUUUAAUCCAUACACACAAACAGUGAACAUCUAGUAAGUCUUGUAAGGACUCCUUUAAGUGUGAUGAUUCUCGUUUUUAAGUCUGCCUGUAACAGUCGACCGUCCUAGUAGUGGAGUAAAAAUAAAAAAUUUAAGAUUCAAUAGCCAGAGAGUAUGUUACCAUCUAUGUAUAGCAAUGUAGACCAUUCUGAUAAUGACGACAAACUUUUCAAAUUAAAAGCGAUGGAGUAAGGGACUAGAACAACCUAUUGGUGACGUAAAAAAAAUAAAAGGGGUGGGGGUAAGUUUGCUAACCACAACAUGUGGUCAACACAUGGGGUAUAACAACUUCCGUCUUAAAAUAAUAAGAAUUUACAUUUUUUUUAAACGGAAUUCUUUUUAGUUAAAUAUUAAUAAUGAAAAUAAAACAAAAAAAUUUUCCUUUACACAAUUUUUUUUUUAAUUGCUUAAAAAAACUACAAGGUGUAUCAAGAGAAAGGAAUAUAAGAUGCAACAUACUUUUCUAAUAAUGGUAAUUUUCUUAGUGUCGCAUUCAAGUUGGCCAGAAUCUCUGAUAUACAUACUCUUAAAGUACUCCAUUGUGUGUCGAUGGCAUCGACGUAUCUUUUAAAAGUUUAUGGGGCCCUCAAACCGUAUGACCAAACGCCAGUUCAAAGGGGCCGAGUCCAAGUGAUUAUUGAACUGCUUCACUGGUGGCGAACAGUAGCAAGCUGAUUCCUUUAUCCCAGAAUUUCUUUUGUUCUAGGCAAUACGUUCUCACCAUAUUCUUUAGUGUUUAUUAAAAUCACCCAAGUACCCUCUACGAUUCAAGAUAGUAUGCGCCCUACAAGCAGUGCUGAAUUCCUAGGUGGUUUAUCAACUUGUUAUAAAAAUUCCAGCCUUAUAUUUGGUUCCUUAUUUAGACAGUACCGACUUCGAAGUAGAAACAAUAUUUUUAAAAAUUCCUUAGUGUUUUGACCAUGUUCGGAGGCUUGAUAUUGAGAAGAGGAAUACCUUCUGGAAAAGAUUUUGAUUUCGUCUUUGCAGUGAUACAAAGCAGUCUAGUGUCACGCGAAUUAAAGAAACUUCAAACGCUAAAAUUGUUUAAAGAAGAUUAUCUUGUAUAUUCUGAUUUGAUUUGCCUUCUACGUGACUUCUUUCUUAAUUUUAGGCCAAAAAGUGCGAGGGUAAUUUGUUAUGAGUCUCCUUGACUCAAAAAUGACCUAAAAAGGCUGAUGCUUGGCCGAGUUCAGUAUGUCGUCCAGAAAAUAGAGAGACUCUAUGAUUUAAUGAACUAUCCUCCAUUCAUUGUCAGCUGCUGUGUGUGGAGGUCGCCAUUUUCUCUUAAGUAUCUCAACUUGUAGUUAGUACCAUAAAUGAACACAAUCAACUUUUUCUCGGUUCAAAGCGUUGUCACAAUUUAGCAAUGUCUGUAUCGUUCUUUUGCUCUUUGAGAAUCUGCGUAUGAUUUGGUCAUUUGUGAUUAUUUAUGAAACAGGUGGUCACUGUACUAGCCGGAGCUUAAAGAGCCGAAGGUCACAAGCCCUUACCAGAAAAUGUUUCUUAGUAAUAUAAUGCACUUCUAGUUACUUUUACUCAGGCUCCACCUCCUUUCCGGUGUAACAUCGGUCAGCUUUCCUAUGAUUGUUAGACCCGAAUUCUCAUGUCCAGCGUUUCAUGAUCCUCAUUGUAGCGUACCGCUACGAUGCUGAGAUGAUACAUAAAUAAUUUACAAAAGAAGUUACAAAAGCUUGCCUAUUACACACUGUAGCGUGUAAUAUUUUACGAUCUCUUAACCUAGAUCAGCCAUUGCCAAACAGUUUUCAUCAAAACACCAUGAUUUCACAAAUUCCUCGUAAGGGUUCCAAAAUAUAAAAAAAAUCAAUGAUAACACGAAUUAAAUUAAAACCCACUUGAGACCAAGAAAUCGUUCUUAAGUUGGAAGCAAAAUAGAACAAGUCAUUAGUUCCUGGAACUACAAGGGAAAGGGAUGUGAAGGCAGCUAUUGAAACUGUGAGGUUUUUUAUGUAAAGAAUAUAACAUAAGAUAUUUGUCAACAAGUUCAUGGUAAAUUAAAGAGGGUUAAACUUUGUUUAUACGAUUUCAAACGUAAGAGACGUAUGAGAAUAAAUUCACUCAAAAAUCGAAAUAAAGAGAGCUAAAGUUUUUAUGCUUAUAUGAGGUGGUAAGUAUCUGUGGUUUUUAUUUGCAUAAUUUUAGUAAAAGUAAAAGGUUUUAUAGAUCUAAAAAAUAAUAAUAAUGUUUUAAAAAUGUAUUAAUUUGCAUUUGAAAACAAUAAGAUGUAAUGUGUUUUAAAGAUGUUAUAUUUUACAUUUGAAUGCGUACAUAUUUAUUCAUGUAUUUAUUUAUUUUUUGCUUUUAUAGCCUACUGGGACAGCCAAUCUUUGAAUAACAAACCUGUGAAUGAUAAAAAAAACCUAAACUGUGGCGUUUUAGACUCUUUUAAUUAACAGUUUAUCCACACUACAACUCUCUACUGUGUGUUUACAUUAGAAUGUAAUGUGAUGGUGUACCUUUCCUUUAAGCGUAUACCAACUUUUGGUCAGAGACCUAACUUACAAGAGAGUGAAACAAAAUAGUAUUGUUAAAGUUAUGAAGACUUAUAACUGCAUCAUGUUUUAUAUGAAAGGAAGAAGAAAUUGUUAAAAUAAAAUAGAUUUUUUGUUACAUUGUUUGCUUUCUUGUAAAAAUAACGAGUUUCAAAAAAUAAAAAAUUGUUUGGUAUUAAAAGUCAUUGUUUAUUGAAUUGGUAAGAAGAUGUCACUUCAGAUUUACCUGUUCCAUUGCUGUCUCUGAUUAGUUCUUUAUAUUUAUAAUUUAAGGCCACGUGUGUUUAAAAAUGCAUUAAUAUCUUAUUAAAGAUAACAAUGACAUUAAUUCUAAAUUAAAUUAAAUAUUAAAAAAAUGGAUGUCAGGUUUUGCCUUUUGGGUCAAUGUUUAUUUUUAAUUUGAUGGAACACUUCAGUCCCGUCAUACAAAUCUUGGUAACAUUGUCGUGUAAAGGUAAAUGUAUAAUUGCUUUGUCUUAAACUUGGAUAAAACAAAAACAGUACUAUUUUGUUACGUUAAAACGAUUUUAAAAUAGAGGUGGGUUAAGCUGAAAAACAAUCAGACUGUAUAGACAGGUCUGCGAUACAAACUGCUAUUCACAAUCCAACAGUUAGCAAAAACCCCAGUACAUUCCCAAAAAACAGAAAUUCAGGAAAUAUGUUAAAAAGAAAAUGGACGAAUCUGAAAACGGGAUGCAACAAAGCAACGUGGACAGAGUUUCACAUUGAUUCACUGGGCUCGUAAAUUUAAAAAAAAUAUUAAAAAACUUGAGGAUUUCCUUAUCUGACAUUGAAAAUUUAAAUGAUUUUUAUCACUGCUUUGUUUCCAAAUGAGACAACGUUUAUGAUUUAUAGAAAAGCCCUGCAAGAAAUGUUUAUCUUUUGGCAAAAAGUUGAAUUAACUACUGUUAUUUAUAGUAUCCCCUACCUAUCUUUGACAGAAACGGACUCUGACAUAAGAGAAAAAUAUUCACCUACGAGAUGAGUUUCUAGGGCGAGCAGAUAAUGCAAAAGAAAGGACCACAGUGGGAACCCGAAAGUUAGACAAAUUAAUGGUGCCAUCGUAAUGGCCCAACAAAUAAAUUAUUUGGAUAUGCGACCUGGUCAGAAUGUCUGUGCUGGAAUGAAAGUUUACAUUAGCAGGCCCUCCGAUAUCAGGGCCAGAGGAAAACCUCACGUUCAGUGGAUUGACCCUGAAAAUCCACAAAUAACUUCAAUCCGUCAACUAUACCUCCUCGGUAACAGUUGGCUGAGGAAGGAUAAAAGUAUCUGUAAUGUAUUGUAUGAUUGUAUAUGCUGAACACUCUUAAUUUACUUAUCAUUUAUAGCUGUAUCCAUGUAUCCUGCUUUGCGGUUACUGAUAAUUAUUGAGAUAAUUAUUUAUGUGGAAGCAUGGGAUAAGUCAGAUGUGGUGACAUCACUAUAUUUUAUUCACACAAUACGUUUUACAAAAAUGAGAAAUAAAUCUCGAGGUUGGAGUAAAAAUAAUUGUCAGGCUCUUAUACACUUCACGUAUUAUAUAUUACACUCUAAUGGGCGAUAGCUAGUCCGAUGCUAUGAGAUAUUUCUUUACCAUGUUCAAAAAUCACUUCCUCUCGUAGUGUGCAUGACAUUUCAAUAUAAAACUUUGUGUUAAUACUAAAUUACGCGACAAAAUGUAUCGUAAUAAUUGAGCUGUUAGAGUAUCCAUUAUAUUUAAUUUUCAUGAAAGAUUAUUGUGAAACUUGAUUUAUAAACCCAAUAUAUAUUAUUUUAUGAACUGAUAAAAAUUUGACAACAUAAGUUGGAACUGUAUUUUAGUUUUGAAUUUGUCUUCUUGCUUUUGAAAUGAAAACAAUACAACUGUCUUUACUGCUUAUCACUAGAAUCGGGUUGUUGUAAACUUAGUGAUCGCUAGCAUCAAGUCAUUAAACACCCUUAUUUCUGCAGUAAAUAAAAUCUAACCUAAAGCUCUUAAUUGUCGCCUUUUAUGGAAGGUCUUCCUUGAUAAUAGUUUUGGUUUUAAAAUUUUUCAUAAGAAAGUUAGUUGGCAAUCAUUCUACAAGCCUUUCGACACUGUUACUGAAUUUAUUUUCUAAUACACCAAUGCAUUUCUAAGUAAUGACCUGUUCAACACGACAUUCCUUAUGUGUGUUGUAACAUUUAAAGCGGGUAAGUGGUAUUAAAAUAAAAUAAGUCAUCUUUUGUAGUAUCAGUUGACUAUGAGUGUAAUAUUUACCUUUUUUAUAUCCUGAAUGGACUAGAUGUAGAAGUAAUUUUUAAAAUAUGUUUUUGAUAAUCUUUAUGUAUUGUUCGCACUUUUAAAAUUGCAACAUUAAAGUACAAAGAGGACAUGUUUGUUUCUUCUGUUAAUGGAAGUAUCAGAAUACGGAAUAAAUCAAUUUACUUUCACUGAGGUAGUUGUUGUUUGAGAGUAUGAUUUAGUCCAGCUUUAAAUUGAUGGUAAAGAGAAACAUACAUUUGGUCAUAAUACGGAUGGCAAUAAAAUGAAAUAAAACAAGAUUUUUUCCUCAGAUUCUCUAAAUUACAAAAAUAUUUUCUUAAAGUAAGCAAGUUCUUUCUUCAACUUAGAUAGAAAAUUUAUUAUAGAAUAUUUAUUAUAGAACGAUGUGUAUAUAAAAACUGCACUUAUGUUGUUAAUUUUAAUUUCAUUUAUCUUUAAUUCGUAUUUUAAACCAUUUUAUUUAUUCACUAACAAAUCUUAAUCGUGUAUCAGUGCAUAACGUGCUAUUCAAUUAUUUUAUUUAUAUACUGUGAUAACACAAGGAAGCAAAAUAAACAGAUAUUUGUUCUUUAAAUAAACAAAGCUUUACCGACACAUAAGGAAGUUUAGGCUUGUAAAUCUAAGAGAUACUUUGCACUUAUACUUUUGUGACGUAGAUGUGUGCCUGGCUUUAAAUUUCUGUACUGAACCUUGAAAACAUAAUGCAAUCUCUACUGCAUUAUCCUCAAAUAAAACAAUAUCUUUGUCACAUUAAUAUAUUACAUAUUUAAUAUAUACGCCAAAUUAUUAUAACAUCUUAACCAAAUAGAAAUAACAAGAUUUCAGUAACUAAAUAUGCUGCAGGCAUAACAGUUUUAAAUAGUUUCUUCUCUGGAUAUCAGAAUAAUAUGUUCUGUUUUUAACCCGAUAAUUAUGUUCAGGAAAGGAAAAAUGUGAUUGCAUCAUUAUGUGAAUAUAAAUCUCUAAAAAAACAAUUAUUUUUAGAUAUAAAUAUAUUAUCUCUUUUAAAAUUAAGGAAAUUUGUGUUUUACCAUCUUUCUAAAACAUGAUUAUAAAAACAUCUUUGUGAUUUAUAAGUGUCGAAACUGUGUUGAAAAUGACUAAGGAAAUAUCCUUUUCUCCAAGAUUUAAAACAUUAAUAUUUGUAAUGGAUGUGUCUAUUUUUUAAAAAAAAAAAAUUAUGUUGCUAUAUAUUAAACCAUCUGAUACAUUUAUCACUGUUAUUAAACAAUCCAUAUAAGUCGACUCAUGGGACGUGUAUUUUUAAUCUAUACCUUUUCUAGGAUUACACGCCCGUAAUUUAUACGUUUAUAAAUUUUGAAGCUUAUCUCAAAUCUAUUCCACUUAGUGUCAUUUAAGAGAGCUAUGUGGAGAGAAAAUAGAAUAUAUACCAUCGUAUUAUUUCAGGGAAUUACCCAUUGGUAUUUUAACUACGUUCAUUUUGUCUAGCGAGCUGUGUGUUUCCUUAUCAGCUUUCCGGGAAGGGCAAAGGCGCGGGUAUACUAAAUAAUAAAAAAACUUGUCAAAGGGAACCAGGCACAAGUGCACCAGCCAAACAGACACUACGUGGUAUACCUUCACUGCAGUCCACUGCGCAUGAAUGCCUUAUAGACGCACAAUUCAUUAUUGAUGAAGAUUUAGUAAUCGUAUCAUCCUCUUCAUCAUUAGGAAAGUGAGUAGGAAGUGGCCUAAGUAUAUAUGGUUUUCGAAAUUUAAUGUGAUAGCGGUAUGCAGCUAAAUCAUGAUUAAUGUCAUGAUUAUGUCUCUUUUGAUACAUUUUUAUGUACAGCGCGGUGAGCCCAGCCCUAGGCUGGGGUACCACGCUAUAUAAGACCUCUUAUUAUUAUUAUUAAAUCAAGUGCUGUUGUCUUCUUUGGGCUACCAUUCUGUCAAAACUCUUUGCACUUUUUACACAUUAGUAACCUCUUAGGACAAAUGACAGAUACCUGGAUGUUUACAGCUUGCCAAUCAGUCGAAGGUACAUCUCAGUUUAUUUUAUUAAUAUAACAUCACAAGAUAAAUUAAACUUAGAAACAAAUUAUUUUUGAAAAAUAUUUUUAAACGUUUAAUUAACUUUAUUUCUUAAUUAAUUUUAAUGAUAUAUCGUUAAAUUAAAGUUAACAUAAUUUUAACUAAAACGAUAUUAUUACAAUGUAUUCAUGUUUGAAUGAUUAUGUUGGUCAAGAUGGCCACGUAUAAACUAUUUUAUUUUAAUCAAAUGCAUUUAACGUGAAUAUUACAGAUACAUGGAGAUUCAGUAGUAAAAAUGUGUAUACAUUGUAUAUCACAAAUUAUAAAUCCCUAGGUAUUAUAACUAUUUGUCAUAAUAUUUAUAUUUGAUUUGUUUUUAAAUGUUAAAUGAAUUUGUUGUUUUUUUUUCUUAUAUACGGAAAUGUUUUUAUUAUUUCUUAUUCAAACUUUAAUUACGUGUAUUUUUUCUAGAUCUAAGAGACCAGGAAGUAAAUUCUACCAUUGGCUUAAUAGAAAAUGUGAUUGAAUAAUUCAAAAGGGGAGUUGCGAUCAGCUAUUGUGACAAGACGACCUGGUUUGCCUUUCACUUUUAUACACAUUAUACUAUUAAUUGUUUAAAAUUAUAGUCUUGAGACUCAAAUUAGGACAAGGAUUAUUUGAAAAACCACCUGAGUGAUCUUUAAGAUAUUGUUCAACAGGAAUGAUGAUAAAUCGUUAGAGCGAUUUCUCAUUUACAGGAAUCAUGUAAUUAUAUCUCACAAUUAUUGUAUUCAUUUAAUUGUAAAUUAGUUAGUUGGUUAUUUUUUUUAAAAUUUCUUUCGUCUUCAAAGAUAUUUUACGCAAUGGGAGUCGCUUAGUCAAUUAUUUUGUCACGUGAUAUGAGUAAAAACGAGUAAGAUUUCCGGUAGGCUGUAUACAACACACUAGUGCUUGACAACAGUAGCCCGUUACACACUACAACUACACUACAUUUCGUCCAAUGAAAAUUAACAAUAAAAUAAACAAAGGGGAAUGACUCCUGCAUCAAUAUUGAAUAAAAACGCAAAUGACGUCAUUACAACAGUAGCCCGUUACACACUACAACUACACUACAUUUCGUCCAAUGAAAAUUAACAAUAAAAUAAACAAAGGGGAAUGACUCCUGCAUCAAUAUUGAAUAAAAACGCAAAUGACGUCAUGAGCACGCACGGAGCUCAACAACAUCCUGCCGAUAAUAGUAUUGAUAGUUCCCAUCGAAUAUCGCUCACAAAUUUUUCUUGAAAUAACUUUCUUCCUUUAAUCAUAACUGACGUAUAUUUAUUGUCACAUCUAUGGAUUUCAUUUAAAAAACGCAUGUAUUCCAGAAUAUUUCGAAAGGUAAAAUUUUUAAGUAACAUGACAUUGGGGAAGCACUGAUGAAGUAUCUUUUGUUGUGUGUAACAGCCUAGUGAUGGCUUACUCACAUCACGUGACCAAACAAGGAAGUGACUAAGCGACUCCCAUUGAAAACAACCGUGAUUGAUUUAGCUUCAUUGAAUUCUUACAAAGAAACUGGUUGAAAAGCUGAAAUUUUUAACUCAAACCAGUAAAUGAAUAACGAUACUAAUAAUAUUUAAGUAUUGAAAUUUUAGACAAAGUUAACACUAAGAAGUAUUGAAUACAAAAUUGUAUUUGUAUCUACUUCAUAUUUUUAUAGCCUUAUAAGUUUUAAGGAAAAAAAAGAAGCACUGGUUAAAUGAAAUUACACAAAUAGUUCAACAAACUUGUAAGAAAUAAACGUUAUUCGGCUAAAAACAUUGUCAGAAAGUAACAAGGGUAAAAUCAAAAUAAAUACACCUCCUAACAAGUAAAAUAGUUUCGCUCUGAAUCAUAGAACAAAAUAACAAAUGAAGGUAAAUUGUGAACCUCAAAUGAUGGGCGUGGGGAAAUGGAAAAAGAAUUAAAGUAAUUGAAUAAAAAUAAAUCGAUAUGAAAACAAUGAAAUGUAAGUAAGUAAGCUGUCAAAAUCAUUUUUGUAAUCUUUUACUCCAAACACAUUCUGGCUGUCAUUUCUUUGGAUAACUUUUAAAAGUGACGUGACCAUGUCAAUUAUCGCCGCAUUAACUCUGGUGAAUGAUCCGAUAUAGUCAAAACUUAGUCCUACUCUAAAAUAUUUUGCAUCAUCUAUUCCCUACACACUGCUUCAGUUCAACAGUAGUAUCAAAAAUAUAUUCAGUUCUACAAGCUUCACUACUAUAAUUUUAGAAACAUAUUCCACACAGACUAUCAAACACAAAAUAGUACUGAACUUAACGAACGGUAUUACUAAUAGACGGCACUUACCCCUAAACUGAGUUACGAGACUUAACUACGAGAACUUAACAUGACUCCUGCUAUUUCUUACGCAGUAUAAAUUCUAACCUAAAGCACAUCACUUGUUUCUUCUGCUUGUUUGUCCUCCUCGUGUUUAUUAUUGGUGAGCUGAGCCUUUAUACUCCACCAUGACUUUUCUUUAUUCUCGAGCUUUCUGAUACAUUGCUGUUACGUACCAUUAGGAUUUAGCGCUUUAGAAGAUCACUACUUAACAAAGGACUAAAACCAGUGCGCUAAGAAAAAAGAUACCAAAGCUAGUGAAGUUUAAAUUAAUCAAUUUAUUUAAAUUAACAAUGUUGAUAUCUUAACAAUAAAUCAACUCCAUAGAAAUGAUAAAAGGGUAAAAAAUAUAUCAAAUGACAGAACUUGAAUAUGUCUUAUAAUAAAGAGGUGGAAAUAAUAAUUCCCACACAUGGCGAAAAUAUUAAUCGACAGAAGUAAUAAUAAUUGGGAAAUUUUUAUCCACACACACACGAUUGUAAGUAAUCACGAGCUACGUCUCGCAAAGUUUUUCGCCCAUUUUUUUUCUGCAUUACAAUUAACCGCCAAUUUAAAGUGGGGGAAACUUUCUAUUAUUCAUAUUCGAAACAUUCAUACCCAGGGACCCAUGUGGCACGUGUGAGUUUACAGACUUUUAUAACAAGAUUUGCACGUAGCACUCAAGAGUUUUGCUUGUCAUUAGUUAAUUUCAAAAAAUUUUAAACCAGCUUCUCUUAUCAAAUACACGAGAGUUUUGCACCCCAGUAAAAUUGUUCAUAACCAUUACGUAGCACGUAAUAUUAAUCAAGCUCGUGGGGGGGGGGGGGAGUAUGCAUGGCACCAAAAUGCGGGGUUGGGUCACAAAACACGAGAGGCGAUAACUCAGCUUGUAACCUUGAAAAUUAUACAAAAACCUAAUCGUUAGAGUUUUGCACCCCAGUAAAAUUGUUCAUAACCAUUACGUAGCACGUAAUAUUAAUCAAGCUCGUGGGGGGGGGGGAGUAUGCAUGGCACCAAAAUGCGUGGUUGCGUCACAAAACACGAGAGGCGAUAACUCAGCUUGUAACCUUGAAAAUUAUACAAAAAUCUAAUCGUCAGCUUAAAUUGCAGCAUGACGAGACGGUCAUUAUUUGAUCUUUGCAAUAUCGUGAAUGUGUUCAAUAAUUAAUGCAUCAAAGAGGUAUUGUCCUGACUUACAAGUGUAAAUGAAUCAACAAACUAUCAGAGGAUUAAGUUAUUAAUUUACAUAAAGAUAGAUUGUUGAAAUGUGAAUUCAUUUAAUUAAUAAGGUCUAAGGAAAGUUAAUUUCCUAUCAAAUUGUCAAAAAAACUGUUUAUUGCCAAGGCGUUAGCGUGCAUACUCUGCACCGUUUAUUCGGGCCAAGUCAAAAUGGCCCCCGGAGGUUUUUGUCGACAGCUUUAUUGUCAGAGGCCCUUUUGACAUGAGUAAAAUUGUAAAGAGUCAUAUUGUCGGUGGCCUUAAUGACCGGGGCACUUUUUUUGGAGACUAUAUGACGGGAGAAUUAUUUUCGGGACCAUUUUCUUAGGGGCCUUAUUAUCGGGGGCUCAUUUGCGAGUGCCCUAUUGACGGGCCUUUUUUUAUGAGAUAAUUCGUCGUAGUAAUUUUUCAAGGGCUGAUUUUUCUCAGACCAUUUUGGCGUCACACGCGUGCUAUCAUACAUCUAUGGCAUAGUGUUUCUUUGUUAUGUGACGAGGUGGGUGUUUACAAAAGGAUACGGCGGAAAACAUUUUUGUUUUAAAGUAUUCUUUUUUUCCUAUGCUGGAAAAGAAGUAACUUCCUAAUGAUAUAUUUUUUGCCAUUUACCAGCCGUUAAUAUCAAUACGCUCCUCCAUGGCAUACGUUUAGUCAGGUGACAGACUGAUUAAACUACCUGGCAGAAAAAAAGCGUGGCGUGGCUAGGCUAAGUGCCAUUAGGGGGCUGACCAAGAUAAUUUCCCACCCUAUUCUGUUAAAAUAAAAUACGAACUCCGCCGUUGCUAUAAAAUACCACCACUCCAUUAUAAAGAAAUAAGUGCUCCCUUAUGGCGCACCGCCCCUCCCUACGCCACUACAGAGGAUGGUCUGCUUGCAAUAGUGCUAAUUAGCACUGCGUUCUAACAAAAUUUUUAGUUUGACGGAACGCUGGAUAAGUUUCGUAACUGAACCACGGACCGGUGUCAGAUUAAUUAAUUAUAUUUUCUUUUUAUUCGACCACAUGGAUGUUGUGCAGAAAGUUAUCGUAGAGCGCACGGACCGGACCACCUCUUGGGGAACGCUGAAUUAGGGACUUAUUUCCAGGUCUAGGCGCACGGUUCAAAAGUUUGGGCGACCGGGUAGAGUUUGCUUUUAUUUCUUCAAUCUGUUAUUUCAUAGUAAUGUGUUACCCUUUUUCCAAUAACCUAAAUAAGACCUAAAAAAAACUAAUAAUAGUGAUAAAUUAUGAAAAAAAGUAUUGGAAAUGCCCUAAAACUUAUUAUGACAAUAGGCAUUUCCAAGCUAAUAACCUAAUAUUUUCCAGAAUUAAAAAAAAUUGUAAAGAAAUACAGAAAUUUAUAAAACCAAUAUGAAGGGUCAAUAGUAACCUCAACCACAUUUUUUAGAAAAAUAAAAUCAUCUUAACAUUUCUAUAACUUUAUAAUCACUUCAUGAAAUUUUACAAAAGCCCCCCCCCCCCAAAUCAUAACAAAAAAAGCAAUAAUAUAACUCUUUUGAACCUCAUAACCAUUUUCAACUUUCUAGCGAUUUCAAGAUUUAAAUUCAAUCUCAAUUACGCAUUAAUUUUACCAAUAGGUAAAGAGAUACAGAAAUGACAGAGGUAAAGUCUUCUUUCAUUUUAAUGAAUAAAGAUAGCUUGUAUUCAAAGUGCUGACCUCAGGGCCACCGAGAGGAUUAUUAAUUGCUGGAAAAAGAAUAAAAAUGGUUCACUUUUACCGACACAAGUACACAUUAAUUUAAUAUGUCAUAAUUGAUAAAUUAUAUGAAAAUGUGCACAUAUUAUAAUCAAACGGAGACAGUUACUUCUGUAAAAGAAAAGAAAAAGAAUAAUACACAUUAGUAUAUAAACAAUAAUGAAACAAUAUAAUAAGUAGUGAAUUUAUAACUCGAUUCAUUAUAAGGUCAUAGAAGUUUUUAUAGUUGAGAUCUAAUGGAAUUUAUUUUAUGCUAUACAAAGGUUCUUUCCUAGCCUUUUUCCUGGCUAAAUUGUGAAUCCGGACAUCAAAAUAAUCAUUUUUUCAAGGUAAGACAAAAUAUUACCGAGUCUUACCAAAUUUACCAUUUCCCAAUCAUCAUUUUUUCCAGCUUUAUUUUGCUGAAUAAGUUCUUUGCAGAGAUGACUUUGACAGGAAUUGUUAGCAAAAUACGAAGGCAACACAUAUAUUAGAAAAUUAGCUUGAUGAAAAGAUGGCAAAUGACUUUUCUCAAUUAGGGGAUAUUGAUCUGACAGUAACUUUUAUUUUUUUACUUAUGUUCAUCGUAAGGAAUCGUUAGGUACUUCCAGAGAAAACUGAACUUCUCCGAAAGCAUAUCAUCCAUGCAUCUGUGAAACGUACAGUGAGUCCACCACUAGCAUUAUCCAAUAUUACAUCGAAGACAUAUUUUAAGAAAUAUGUUUGCUUAGGGGAUUCAUCCAUUCACCUUGUUUAGACAUAUGUGCUUCCAUGUAGCAACUCCAUCAUGGAACCUCUUCCUUUAACGUUUUGCUUUACCCCAAUUUUCUGAGAAUUUCUCUUACAUGGACAAAUUAGAAGCAAUAUUUUUAUUUUUGCUACACGUACUUUUCCAAAGAUUUAUCAGAUAUGAAAUCAAUAUUCUUAAGUUGGACUCUUCGAGAUCCAGCGCUGCAUUUCCGGACCGUUAAAUAUAUCAACUGUAACUAAUACCCUUUGUGACAUAAGGCGGAGCUCCAUCUGUCCAUGUUCUUGUUUGGCGGUUAUGUUUACUCCGCGAGAUUUUUAACGCUAAUUUGAUGCUUAGCAAGUGGGUUACAAAGUGAUUUAUACUUUCAACACGGUCUGACCAUCGUAUGCUAGACAUGCCGUGAAAAGAGCAUUUUGUACAGUUCCAAAGUAUGUUAUUGCUUCAGGAAAGUAUUUUGUGACGUCCUUUCCUCAAAAAUUGAGUGUGUGUCAUUCACAUGGUGAAAAUAAAGCUGUUUCACUUUGGUCAAAUAUUCUUGUUUGUGCACCUUUAUAUUUUCCUGCCAUGUUGGCUGCAUUGCUGUGCACGACAAUCUGACAGUGAAAUAUCGUUUUCUUUCUAUGUUUCUACCAUCAUCUGUGCUAUUUAAUAAACUGUGCUAUGGCUUUUGUCGACAAAAAUGUAAAAAUCAUUGUACAAAUACCAAUUUAUAUUUUAAGCAUAAUUUACCUUAUUUUGCUUCUUAUCUUUUUAUGUUUUCUUUGUUUUCAUUUUUUUGUUUUCUGUUUACAGUGUAUGGGAACGUUGAAAUCAGAAAAACAUGACAUUUUUAGCUAUCUUUGUCUUAGUGCUACACAUUAUUAACAACUGUGCUGAUUGUAAGUACACGUGAACAUUUAUUGUCUGGUGUUUAAUCUGUAAAGAAAAUUUGACGUGUUUUUUAGUAUAUUAUUUUAGACACUUAAAAAUUAUUUGAUUUAAAAUGGUAAUUUUUGAAGAAGUGUGGCAUCAACUUUAACUAACAGCAAAAUGAAUUAUUUAACUUGUUAUAUAUAAAAAUCCGUUUUGUAAAUGGAAAUGUUUAGCUUUUAAAUAUGUAUAAAUUUUAAAUAUUAAAAUACUAUAUACUAAAUUAUGGUAUGGUCAUAAAUAACGAAGUCUUUAUUUAAACAAAUCGUCUUUUGUAGCAUGUAAUACAACAGACCGUUUCAUCAAAAACUGGUUUGGUUCUGACUGCCAGUACAAAUGUCACUGUAAGAACAAUGUAGCUUGUAAUAUUACCAAUGGUGACUGUCCCAAUGGAUGUGAUAUUGGAUGGUUUGGUCCAGCUUGUCAGUAUGGUAAUUUAUUUCUAUUCAUAUAUUUGGAAUCGAUUUUUUUUUAUGAUGUACCUUUUAAAGUCAUUAUAUUCAGUCACCUCGAUUAAUCAAAUAUGGUCUUAAUUCACAUAUCCCUUUCUGUAGCAAUAUCACAUGAGCUGCUAUUUAACACGUUAUAAUAAAAUGACAAACUGCCUCCAAACCCUCAUCUUUUCUAAAGAUAAAAAUGUUGUUUCUUUUUAAAAACAAAAAUAUUUUUUUUUUUGAAAGUGGUUUAUAUCUUAUAGAUAAGGUAUUUUUUCAGCUGACAUCGUCAAAAAUGCAACCUUAACACUUACGCCUGACUUGACACAAGAAGUUGCCAAGAUCUCAGACGGGGAUGACACAACGUGUGCUGCUCUCACUGGAUCUAAUUUAGAACUUAAUGUCACCUGGAGCUUUGAUUUUUAUUUCACAUGGUUGAGAAUUGUCGUCAGGAAUACAGGUGGUAAGUAAUGAAAUAUAUGCACUUAAAAAAAAUUGAGAAGGUAUAAAAUAAUAACCGGCAUGUUCUAUUCAUUUUAAUUAAUUAGUUUUGAUUGAUACUAAAUUUCCACAAAUAAAAGUAUUUAUAUUUUGAUUUGCAUUUAUGUCAUAAACAUAAAUAUAGUCUUAGAAUUUAUUGAUAUAUAAAUAUAUUUCAUAGUAAUACAUUUUUGUCUGCAUGAUUUAGAAUUACAGAAAGAAAGCAUUUCACUAAAGUUUCCAGAUAACGUCACAACACAACAGUGGUCAUGUGUAAAUGUAAUUAUUGACAAUGUAACACUAGACAUCUAUUGUAACAUAUCUAAAGUUACCAGAACAAUAUUACUAAAUGGACCUGCAGUCGACAGCCUGUGUUCCCUUUACAUCACCGAAGGUAAAAAUUGUUAAAAUUAUUUUAAUGAAAUAAUUUAAUAAUUUUCAUCUUCCCGCAUUCGCGAAUGAUAGAUGAGCUAUAGACACAUAAUCGAAACGCUUACGAGGCCGAUCCUGGAAUAGCAUUCUUAGCUGCACUUCGUCCAGGAGAACCAUAAAUUCUUGUUAACUUUGCCCUUUACUGAUGUUCGCUUGCUGGAAGAUCUCCCAUUCUUAUAUUUCUAUACCAGCAUCCCGAAUGGUUCUUGUCAAAAUGUCCUUAAACCCCAGUCGAGGCCAUAAAAUAAGUUUUGCCCCUUCUGCCUAUUCACCGUAAAGCAGAUUCCCAAGUAUACGGCCUUCCUCCAUUCUCCUUACAUGACCUAACCAGUGAAGGCACCAUUUUCUAAGAGUUGAGAAUACGUUACACAUUUUGGCACGCUCCAAAACCUCUUUGUUAGACACCUUGUCCAGCUAUCGAGUUUGUAAAAUAAGACGCAGACAUCUUUGUUGGAUGCUGUUUAGUUUCCACUUAUGACUGGCCUAUGUUUUGUUUAAUUUCAAUGCCACAUAGGAGCGUAUUGAGAACACAUGCCAGAUAGAGGCUUUGUUUUGUACUUUCAAUUAGUUUAAGAUCAUUUACCCCCGCUUAUUCAAUUUAGACAUAGUUGAUGUGGUUUGUGCAAUCCCCACUCGUUAUGUUUAGAGGGAACUGUGUUGUCAAGAUAUUUGUUUUCUGUAGAUAGUUUUAAUUUUUUCCCAUACAGAGUAGAUCGAUUUUGUAAUUUUGUCUCAAACUAAGUAUCUCGAUUGUGUUAAAUUUUCCAAUUAAUUCGUAAAAAAGAUUAUAACUUAUGAUUUACAGAGGCAAGAAAUCCUUGUAAAUGUGCAAAAACUAAAAUUAAUGAUUUCUCCUAUUUAGGUUUGUUUCUGUUUUCUCUUUCUUAAUAAAUAGUAUCUCAGCAAAUUUUUGCAGUAGCACGUUGUUCGCCAAAAGUUGUUCUAACCAAAGCAAGCUGUAUUUUUAAAAUAUUUUGGAUGCUUUCAAUGGCGAUGUUACUUACAUUUUUCUCCAAUUAGUGCAUUUCGUAUGUCAUUUAUUGGUGUUUCUGAUAAAUAAUUCUAAAUUGAUCUGAAUUUGGAUACUUGUGUUCACUUUAUGUAAGAAGAGUAAAAUAAAUUAUGUCUCAAAUGUUAAUUAGUAAACAAAAAAUGUUAUUAAUUGAUUACAUCCGAAUUAUAGUAACAAGUUAUUUUACCUCCCCGCAUUUUUCUCGCAAUGGUACUCUUGAUUUUUUAUUUUUUUAGAUUUUUCAUAUUAUUGUUAUUGUGUUCAUUUUUUCUAUACUUUGUUUUUUCUAUACCUGGUCUUGCUAUAUAAGAUAUAUUUCUUCUUUCUUGAAAUCCCUAAUUUUGUGUCGUAACUUUUCAUUUGUUUUUCUAUAUUUCUGUAAUUGUUUUCUUGUUUUCUUAAAGAAGGAAAACAUUGUAAACUCAUGUUUUUGUUGCUGUUGUAAUUACCACAUUAGUUAUUUGUACUGAGUUUGACUUAAAUAUUAGGCACUGUCAAUAAAAUAACCGUUAGCAAUGUAUGGGUUAACAAGUUUGAUUUUUAAACAAGUAAAUUAUUUCAUCAGGACGAAAUGUUGCACUAAAGCAGCCGUCAAAUCAAACAACAACAGAAAAAAAUCAUGUACAUCAUCUCUCAAGUAACGCUGUAGACGGAAACCACAACUGGGCAGACAACUCUUGCACACAUACUGAUGAAUCUUCCGAUCCCGCUCCAAUGUGGACACUGGUUUUUAAUCGCAACGUUACAGUACAAGCGUACACAAUCUACAAUAGAGUUGGAUGUAUGAAUCUACUGGAAAUAAAGAUCUUUCUCACAUAUACAUUUUAUUGAAGGGAGGGGGCUACUUGUAAUUUAAUCGUUCAUUUUAACAAGAAAGAAGUUUGUAAUUUAAUUGUUUAUUAUUUAACAAAUUGUAAUUAAAUACACCCUUUGUUGAAUAUAACAACAUUAGCUUGUUCAUGCUCUAUUCACAAAUAGCUGGAAGUGACGCAUAUUGCUGUCUAGUCCGACUGAAAGGAUUUCUUCUGACAACUUUUAACCAAAGAAAUCAAAACCUCCAAAAUUACACUGAUACUCUGACGUCACCACAGGAAGUCUACCACAUUUUGUCAACAGAUUCGUGGCCGCAAGUUUCAAAAGUUCAAAUACAAGCAACUUAUAGCGAUAAAAACUUCACACAUAAAGUCCUUACUUUGUGCGAAGUGGAGAUAUACGGUGGUAAGUUUCCUAAAUUAUUUGAUGAGAAUGUACUAGUUACUUUUACACUACUCCAGAUCUCUAGCCUUAUCACUAUUCAUCUCAUUCAGAAUCUUUAAAUUUAUAACGAUUUUUUGGCAUCCGUAUUUCUCCGCUAGAUGAUAGUUGACUUCGGAAUCAUGAAUAUAUUCUUAAGUGGUUUACGAUUCCUAUCCUGGAGAGGAAAUUUGGACUUUAGAUCUCUCAUGAGAACCUUUACUGAUUUAUAUAUUUUGCUUUCUGUAUAGUUUGUUACGCACUGACUUGUAUGGGGAGAAAUUAAUCUCCUAUUUUAAUUUUAAUUGGCUCGUUGUUAAUAGUGCCUAACAAAGGACGAUGCCAUAGAAUCAACAAUAUUAAAGAUACGACACCCACCGCUGUUUCUAGUUACAAUUAAAAAGAUUUAUUAAGUCUUAAUAUAAUUACAAAAGAAAAGAAAAUAUAAUGUCAAUCUUUAACUUACAGUAUGGUAGAUCUUGUACCUGUACACAGUUGAUACAGUUAGAAUAAUGUGUCAAUGAAUAAUGAUGAAGUGCGAAAUAAACACAUAUGAGUAGGGGCACACAAAUAUACAAGGAAUAAAACACGCCUCGUAAAGUUAAUAAUAUCUAUCUGAAUCUCCGUCUUUUCGUCCGUGCCUGUCAAUCCCUUAUGUAGGUCGCGUAAGCCCUGCCUUCCAUAAAGACUUAUGAAGUUCCUAGAACAAUCACAAUCAUUCUACAAAAUACUAUUUGGAACAGAUUAAUUAUUUUUAGUGGCUGGCGGCAUAAACACGACAGAUCAAACGACUAAGCCACACCCCUAUGUGAACACAGCGUCUCAUGCGGGGUCAAUCAUAGGGCACGCACGAGAAAAAUUAUGUAAACAAGCUCUUUUUAACAAGUUCUUUUUGCUUUAAAAAGUGUUCGUUUUAAUAUAUUCGUCUCUUGGAUUCUUAUAUAAGUUUAUAUACGAGAGAUGAUCUAUUAAAGUUUUUUUUUUUUUUUUAAAUAUAGGAAAUAUGGUCUGAAUGCACCUACAUAGAAAUGAGUAAAAAAAAUAUUUCUAUAUUCGUCUCUUGGAUUCUUAUAUAAGUUUAUAUACGAGAGAUGAUCUAUUAAAGUUUUUUUUUUUUUUUAAAUAUAGGAAAUAUGGUCUGAAUGCACCUACAUAGUAAUGAGUAAAAAAAAUAUUUCCUAUGAAGCAACCAGAUGUGACCGGGGCAAUAACAAAGCACUGGUGUAUGCAUGUAAAUAUUUGUGUGUGUAUGUAUGUAUGUAUGUAUGCAUGUGUAUGUGUGUAUGUAUAUGUAUGUAUGUAUGUAUGUAUUGGCGUGGGACCUUAUUUCUUAUGCUGUGAGUUAUGUCAGUAGUAUGGUUACUUAUGUUAAUACUUCAGGAUGCCGACUAAGACUUCUUCAUUCUUCCACUUAUUAUCCAGGCACGCAAAGAAGAAUACUCAAUUCUGGUUAAAACUCACAGUACUCUAUUGAACACACUUUACUGAUAAUAUUAUUGAUAAUCCUUGCAUGAAUGUAAUAAUUUCACAUGUAUAUAUUAUAGUAUUCCAUCAUUCAGAAAGACACGUCCUCACACUACUAUAACUCAGCUCAACUGUCUGAUAACUCAGCUCUCCUAGCUCUCUCUACUGCUCUGCGCUCAGCUCUGACUAUAUCAGUCAACUCAUACUUUAUUACCAUCAAAGCGUGGAAAACAACCGCUCUGACAAAAACAUAAUUUUACUCUCCAAAAACGUGGAGCUCAAAUUUGUUCUCAAAAAUGCAAUCCACUCUCUCUCUCGUGGAAAAACAUGGUCAACACAAUUCACUGUUCACUCAUGCUACCUCUAUGUUUUCUUGUGAAAACAUAGUCCGUUACAUGCCCCACCCAUCUGAAAAAUUUUUGUGCAACAAAAUUUUUGGCAAAAAUUAUAUGUUGAAAUAAUGAUAAUGUCUUUUGGAAAAUUUCAAUACCACAUCCAUCAAUCCUUUAAAUAAGUGUAUAAAUAUUAACAUUUCAUCAUUAUGAAAUACAUUGCCUUUGGCAGUUAAUAUCACACAUAAUAGUGCAUAAUUUAAUUUGGCAAAAAAAUUUACAAAAUCUAUAAUGACAACCUCUUAAAAUUCUUACGUAUGAUAGUGUGAAGUGACAUUAACAUCUUAGUGAUUAAUAAACACUGCAAAAUGAAUGUAACAACCUUAAAUUUUGCAUUAGAUAAUUUACAAUUGGUUAAAAUCUGAUAUUCAUUUACAAAAUUGAUAUGUACAAGUAUAUUUCGAAAAAAGUGAUUGAACGUAUGUGUGUAUCUUCAUUUAGAAUGUCUGACUAAUGUGUCUUAAGUCAGUGUCUUUGUCAUUGUCUGUAUGUUCAAUGUGUCUGGAGAGGAAAUCAGCUACUGUGUUGUCUUUUCCUUUUAUUGUCCUUAUCUCAUACUGAUAAUCUAAUAGGAUCAACGACCAUCUGUUUAUUUUGCUGUUUGCUAUUUUCUUUCUAUUUAGUGCCAUUAAUGGCUUGUGAUCAGUCAAUAAUAUAAAUUUUCUACCUAAUAGAUAUUUCUGUAAUUUUGUGAGUGCCCACACAAUUGCUAAGCAUUCCUUCUCAAUGGUUGAGUAGUUAAUUUCAGUUCUGCUUAGUGCCCUACUUAAAUAGGUAAUUGGUCUUAGUUUAUGAUUGAAUUCUUGCAUAAUGCAAGCUCCUAAUCCAAUGUUGGAGGCGUCUGUCACUAAAGUGAAAGACUGAUUAAAAUUGGGUGAUAACAAUAUGUUGUCACUUUGGAAAAUUUCUUUGAUUAUUUUUAAUGCAUUCUCACAUUCAUCCGUCCAUACUAUUUUUUUCUUGCUAUCUUUGUUUAUUAGUUUCCUUAAAGGUAAAGUAAUAUCAGAGAAUUUUGGAACAAAAGUGCUGUAAAAAUUGCACAAACCUAAAAUGGCUUUGACUUCUUUUUGAGUGUGUGGUGUUUUUAUGUUUAAUAUUUUUCCUCUGUUGUGUUCUGUGGGCUGAAUUGUGUUCUUACUGACUUUAAAUCCUAAAAAUUAUAUUUCCUCUUGUGCAAAUUUUAAUUUGUUUGGUGCUAUUGUGACUCCAUGUGAUCUUAGUUUGUUUAGUACUAUUUUUAUUGUCUCUAUAUGUGUUUUCAUAUCUUUUGUGUGGAUACAUAUAUCAUCAACAAAAUGUACAACAUUUGGUAUGCCUUCUAGCAUGAUUCGCAUGAAUCGAGAAAAUGUUGCGGUAGAAUUGACCAGACCACAUGUCAUUACUGUCCAUUCGAACAAGCCUUCCUCUGUGGCAAAUGCAGUCAAAGGCAUGGAAUCUGGAUGCAUGCCUAUUUGCCAGAAUCCUCUGUUUAAAUCUAGGUGUGUGAAUAAUGUGGAGGAGCCUAUUUCUUCAAGUAGUUCUCUGGUGUCCCUCAUGGGUUCUGCAUCUGAUUGGGUGAUUUUAUUUAACUCUCUAUAGUCACAGCAUAUACGGCACUGGCCAUUUUUCUUUUUUACUACUACCAUGGGUGAUGCUAUUGGUGAAUCUGAUCUUUUAAUCUUGUUGGUCUGUAUUAAAUGAUUUAGUUCUUUCUUUACUUCUUCCCUAAAUGCAUAUGGGAUUGGAUAGAUUUUGUGUUUGAAUGUGGGUUCCUGUGUUAAUAUAAUCUUGUGAUCUAAACUACUAGUGUGUCCUAUGUUCUCUGUGAUGAAAUCUUUGUAUUCUUUUAGAAUUGUUGUUAAGUGUCUGUUUGUUGUGGUGUUACUUUCAUUGUCUUCUAAUUGUAUAACACUAGCAACGGUGGCUGUACUGGUUAUUUCAUUAGUGAUGGUUUCUAAAUCUUCUGGAACAGAGUCAUAUUUUCUGAGCAAGUCCACAUGUAGGACUUUCAAUUCACCCUUCAUGUGGAUUACAUAAUCAACUAAAUUUACCUUGUCAUGUACUGUAAAAGGACCCUGCCAGAUCUUUUGUCCAUUAUUGUUUGGCACCAGACUAAAACUUUAUCAUUUACUUUAAGAUCUCUGAGGUAUCUAUGUGUAUUCUUUAUGUGUCUUUGUCUUUUAGACUCCCUAUCAGUGUUUUCUUUAGCAUUUUCUAUGCCAUAUGUUAUCCUCUCUCUAAUUUUUGUAAUUAUGUCAAAUGUGUCCUGUUGUUUGCCUUUCUGGCCUAAGAUAUUUUCUUUGAAAAGAGUUAAAGGUCCCUUUGGAUUGGCCCCAAACAUUAGCUCAAAUGGAGAGUACCCUGUGGUGUCUUGUAUACUCUCUCUAUAGGCAAAUAGAACCAUGGGUAUAGAUAGGUGCCAUUCUCUAGGGUGGUCUAUUGUUGUUUUAUUUAACAUUAUUUUUAGUGUCUUGUUCCAUCUUUCUACCAUACCAUUGGCCUGUGGUCUGUAUAUUGUGGAAUGCACUUGUAUAAUACCUAGCAAUUUUGUAACGGCAUUGGUUAAGUUGGAAGUAAACUGUGUUCCAUUAUCUGAUAAUAUUUUAUCAGGGAACCCAUGUCUUGUAAAUACAUCUAACAAUGCCAUGCAUAUUGUUUCUGAAUUAAUGUUUUUAAGGGGAAUUGCCUCUGGCCAUCUAGAUGCCAUAUCAAUCAUGGUUAAAAUAAAUUUGUGUCCCUUAUUUGAUGGCGGAUUAAGAGGACCAAUGAUGUCUAUAGCGACCUUCUCAAAGUUUCUGCCUAUUUUAUCUGUGGGUUGUAUGGGUGCUCUGUGUUUACUGUGUAUUGGGUUUUUGUCAGACAUGGUAUGCAUUUGUUUAUAAGUUUCUUUAUAUCCUUGUGAAUGUCUGGCCAAUAAAAAUUCUGUGUUAUCCUUUCUAACGUUUUCUUUAUACCCAUGUGUCCAGCCAAAGGACUGUCGUGUGCAUGGUUGAGUAUUUUGUUUCUGAGUAUUAAUGGUACUAUUAUUUGAGAUCUUUUGACUUCACCUUUCUCAAAAUUUCUAAUUAGAAUAUUGUGUUUUAUUGUGUAAUUAUGUCCUCUAAAAAUUGAGUUAUUGUCUUUAAUUUUGUUUCUAAUGUCCUGAAUUUGCCUAUCUUCUGUCUGCAUUCUAAUUAUGUCCUCUCUUGAUAUUUUUUUUGGAAUGUCUAAUUUUUCUUCUAUUUCAGGCUGUGUCUGACUAGUUUUAUGUUGUUGUCUUGUUAUUGCACUUAUAUACUCUUUGGUUAAUUUUUUGGAUUCAAUCCACUUUAAAAAUAGUUCUUGGGAAUUAUCUGGAAUUUCUUUAAUAUUUCCAAUUAUUAACUGACAGACUGGGUUGUCCAUGAGAACUGCCGUUACCUUUCCUGUUAGCCAUGGACAGUCUAUUUCCACUACUGCUUUAUAACAUCAACUUUUGUGUUAUUUGCUAACAUGACUGUGGUUUUUUCAGAUAUGUAGUCUUUAGGAUCAAUCAAUUUUUUGUCAACUACUAUUGUUGUCCAACCUGUGUCUCUUAGACACUGAACAAGUUGGUUGUUUACAUAAGAAGGAAAAAAUUGUAAACUGCCUUCACUGUGACAUGCGCUAGCUAAAGUUUCAUGUGGUUUGGUGUUGUUUUGUCUACUGUUGGUCUGAUUGGAAUUAUAUCUUUGGUUUUUAUAUGGUUGUCUACUCCUAUUUGUACUGUUGUAUCUAAUUGGGCUACUGUUGGGUGAUGUUCUCUGAUAGUAUUUUUGUGAAUGUCCUAAAUCUCUUUGUAAUUUCCUACACUCAUAUUUUUUGUGACCUGGAAUGCCACAGUAGAAACAUUUGUUGUCCUUUGAGUAAUUAGUAUAUGGUGUCUGGUAAUUGGUUUGAUAAUUUUUCUGAAAUUUAUUGUUUUGCCAUCUGGCAGGUAGGCUGUGGUAUCUUCUGUUUUGAUAAUAUGUGUUUGGUUUUUUACUGUCUCUAUCACUGGGUGUGUUUCUAAUAGAAGCUAGUGUUUUGUUUCUAUUAUCUAGCUUUUCAUUGGGGUGAGCAUCUUUAAAUGGUGUGAUUGAGUCAACUAAAUCACGCUCAUUUUUAAUUUUUCGUUCUUUAAGGAAUGAAAAUAAAGAGACUGAUGCAUUUCUUAAUAUUUUGUCAAUAAUAAACAUGUCUAGUAAUGCUUUGGGAUCAUUUAGGUCAAUUUCAGUGAGUUCAAGCCAUUUGACAAGAUUGUCUCUAAUAUUGAAUAUAGUGGUGUUGGGGUCUAUUUCUCUCUCUAAUCUUAUGUUAUGGCAAUUUUUUCUGUAAAUGUCUUCUGUGUUUCCAUUAAACUUUAACAAAACUUUCUUUAUAUAGGUAUAAUUGUUCUUUUGUUCUUCACUAAGUGAAUUAAUGAUGCUUAGGCUUUUUCCUGAUAAUCUGCUCAAUAAAAUAUUUGCCCAAGUCUCUUCCCUAUAAUUGUAAGACUGACAGAUGCCCUCAAAUUGUGACAGAUAACUAAUAAUUUCCUCUUUAUGUUCAUUAAAUUCCCUAAAUUUAGGUUUGUAUGUGCUAUUGGUUUCUCUAUUGCUUGUUGAUGGUGUAUGCUGUCCUGAUUCUAUUCUAGCUCUUUCUAGUUUUAUUUCUUCCUCUCUUAAUUUCAUAUCCUGUUCUUUUAAUUUCAUUUCUUGUUCUUUUAAUUUUAGUUCUUCUAUUUGUUUAAGGUCACUUCUCUUUAACAGUCUAGCUUCUCUGUCUUUGUCUUCUUUCUGUCUUUGACUAUCUCUCUCCUGUUUGUCCCGUAUUUUGUCCAUUUCUCGAGUUACGAAGUCAGCUAAGUUCUCCUGCUUUAUGCCAAGCUUUUCAGCUACAUCUAAUAGUUCUAAGUACUCUGCCAUUUUGAAUUAGUAUGUGUUUGAGUAACUAAAAUAAUAUAUUGGUAUGUAUAAGUAUGUCAGUUAUUUCUUAUUGAGUUAUCAAUUAAAAUAGUUCACAAUAUUACAUUAUAUUUACAUGUUCAUGAAUGAAUACACAAUGCAAGUUAAUAAUUAAUUAAAUGUAAGAAAAAUUUAAAAAAUAAUUAAAUUUUCUACUUCAUAACAUAAAUACAGAUAUGUAGACGUUUACAUGAAUACGAAUCAGACAACAAAUACAAAAGUACUGUGCAGUUAAUGAACAACAAGAUGGUAGAAAGUAUGACAGUAGGUUUUACAAUAUGUAUAACAAUGACAAGACAAAUAGAACAAAUCUGACAAGAUCUACUAAAAAACAACAGUUAGGACAAUGUACAAACUAGACUUCACAACUAACAUAAAAUUAUCCUACAGUGUUAUAAAUAGGGCCAGAAGAAACAUUUACUGCUUUAAUAAAAAAACUUCCCUAGGAAAGAUAACACCGUGGAUAUCCCUAAAGUAUACUUUAAAAUUAAACUUAUAAUAUACAGAAAAAGUAAAAAAUUUACUUAAUCUAAUUAAUUAUUCUAUAAGUAGAUUUUUAAAGUCUUAAAUUAUAUAUAAUACAUAACACAUAAUAUAAAUAAAUACCAAGUGAAAGUGUCCAAAAGAAAUCUGUAGAUUGUCACCUCUGCUCCUCUGUGACGCUAUGAUUUCUGUGUAGUCGAUAAUCCUAUGUAGUAGAUAAUCCUUCUAUGGAGUAGAUAAUCCUUCUAUGUAGAAGUGUACUUGGGUAAAAUAAUCCAAUGAGAAAAGUUACACCACAAAUUGCUGCAAUAAUCCAAUGCAAGUAACUUGCGUAAUAGUGUAAUUGUGAUAAUCCAAUAAUUGAAAAUUGUCUACUUUCUCUCCGAUUCUGUUGAAUUUGUGAGUAAUUGAAGAAUUACUUGAAGAAUAACUUGACUUUAAUUGCGCACUUAGGCUAUGUGCGGCUUAUAUAAAGUAAAGAUUAUGCUGGGGAAAUCUUACUUUCGAUGUCUUGAUAAAACAUCUCAUCUGUAAUGACGUCAGACUUCUGUUGGUCUUGUGUAGUGGAUCAUCUCUUUCGUUGACUAAUAACUGUAAAAUAGAUUUCUUGCUGUUUCUUCCACGAGAAUAUUCACUCCGCUAAGUGUGUUAUAUAAUUGAAGCAGUGUACCAGUUAGCUAUUUGAACUCUGAACUUUUGACUCCUGUGUCUGUGACCUAAAUAGUUUUCAACCGUAUGGCGUUCUAUGUAUUUUCCCGCUCGAAUGUUAAAAUAUAUCGUUGUUACUCAAGAGUUAAUAUUCUGUAACACAUCGUUGUUCUGACAUUUGUAACACAUCUAGUUGUAUCACAUAGUUGUUCACCACUUCUGACACCAUGUGUAACACAUCUACUCUGACAUGGCGUGGGACCUUAUUUCUUAUGAUGUGGGUUAUGUCAGUAGUAUGGUUACUUAUGUUAAUACUUCAGGAUGCCGACUAAGACUUCUUCAUUCUUCCACUUAUUAUCCAGGCACGCAAAGAAGAAUACUCAAUUCUGGUUAAAACUCACAGUACUUUAUUAAACACACUUUACUGAUAAUAUUAAUGAUAAUCCUUGCAUGAAUGUAAUAAUUUCACAUGUAUAUAUUAUAGUAUUCCAUCAUUCAGAAAGACACGUCCUCACACUACUAUAACUCAGCUCAACUGUCUCAUAACUCAGCUCUCCUAGCUCUCUCUACUGCUCUGCGCUCAGCUCUGACUAUAUCAGUCAACUCAUACUUUAUUAUCAUCAAAGCGUGGAAAACAACCGUUCUGACAAAAACAUAAUUUUACUCUCCAAAAACGUGGAGCUCACAUUUGUUCUCAAAAAUGCAAUCCACUCUCUCUCUCGUGGAAAAACAUGGUCAACACAAUUCACUGUUCACUCAUGCUACCUCUCUGUUUUCUUGUGAAAACAUAGUCCGUUACAGUAUGCAUGUAUGUAUAUAUGUAUGUGUGUAUGUAUGUAUUUAUGUAUGUGGGUAUGUAUGUAUGUAUGUAUGUGUGUAUGUAUGUAUGUAUGUAUGUACGUAUGUAUGUAUGUAUGUAUGUAUGUAUGUAUGUAUGUAUGUAUGUAUGUAUGUAUGUAUGUAUGUAUGUAUGUAUGUAUGUAUGUAUGAAUGUAUGUAUGUAUGUAUGUAUGUAUGUAUGUAUGUAUGUAUGUAUGUAUGUAUCAUGUAUGUAUGUAUAUAUGUAUGUAUAUAUGUAUGUAUAUAUGUAUAUAUGUAUGUAUGUGUUGUGUGUGUGUGUGAGUUCAAGAGCUCUUUUUGGAAUUAUAUUUAUAUAGCUCAUUUAAGAAAAAAACAAAUUUAGGGCACCCGGCCCCUAACGGGGUAAUAUGAAAAUGGUUGUACUAAAUUCAGAAAAAUUUGCAGGCAUGCGGACAGCAACUCAACAAAGCGGAUGAAUUGUAUAAAAACGCAAACGGGGCAGAUAUACAUCAAUUAAUUUAUAUAAAAACACUACCAACAUUUAAUAGAAUAAAUAUUGUUAUGUAGAUUGUGUCUACAGAUCCGUUAUGGCUCUUUGAAACAGUUUUAACUGUAUUCCUACAUACAUAUCAGAAAUUGCAUUAUAUACCUUUUAGAAUUUGAAUAUUUAUUCUGAAACGCAAAUGAUUUUUUUUCUAUCUUUGGACUGUUGUGCAGAUAAAAACAGUUGUUGAAAAAUCUAUAAAUAUUUUAAAACCGUAUGGCUAUAUGACUCUCAUUACAAAUCAGCGCUAUGGAGGCUAGGAAGAUUUUUAGAAAUUGUUAAAUUGGCAGUCACGAUCUGAACCCUACCCCCAGAUAACAGUUAUAUCGGACACAAAUGUUAGAUUCCAGAAACGAAACUAGUCCGUGUGAAUAGGGCAGCCCACCGCAACAGCGUUAUUGAUGUUUUCUUAAAAUUACAUAAAUGUCUGUGCGUUUUGCCUGUAAUAAUUCUGGGUGUACGCACCAGACACUUUAGUCAAGGAACGCCACUGUAACAUCCAGUAUUGCUGCAUAUAAGAAUUUCACAAACCAGCUUGUCAAUAGGGCUUGUCAUUUAAUGGCGGAAAUCUAUUAAUAGAACUGAUGUCACCAUUACUGAUCAUCCGGGUACUCAGCGCGGACAAAAUGUCAACACUGUUAAGUAUUACUAUGUUAGCGAAGUGUCCCUGAAACUUGUUUACAACUCUAUUUUACGAAAUAUUUUACACAUUUUUUUUGUUUACUUCUGUUUUCUCAAAUGCGACUUCAUUGCGCGCACGGCAGAUGUAACAGUAACUCUAGAUACAAGGAUCGUGCGAACGAUAUGCUGAAACACACUAUAAGCUGCCAUGUUUUAAGCAAUAUUUGUCCGCGGACCUUCUAAAAAUAGAACGCUAGACGUUUUCCGGUCUUAGAAAUGACAAAGCCUAUAGGGUGAAUACGGGGUCAUGACCGAAAAAAUGUGUUGGUCGCUUAUGUCUCUGGAGAUACACAAAUUGAGUUGUCUCUGACCACCGGCUUGUCCAUGCAUUGCAAUUUGAAUCAGGUUAAUUUAUUUUUUGGUUCACUUCCGUUUCAUCGAAAAGAUCCCCUAAUAUUGAGUUUGAUUCGGGUUAAAGACACUGAACGUUGCUAGUGGAGGACCCCGUAUAGCUUCUCUUUCUCACAUUGGAUGAGCGGGUAGAGUAAUGGAGGGUGCUGAUGGCGAAGUUUUAAUAUGGUAACAUCUGGAACAUGGGGAUCUUAACAGUAACUGAUGAGAUAGGUUUUGAUUAUUUCUACCUACAGCUGCCAGAAGAUUUAGUCGGCUUCUUAAAUGUGGACGCUUUUGAUAAACCUGGUCUCUUGUAAACAAAAGUACCAUAUAUCCAGUACACAUGAUUAUUAAUACAUGUUUGCUACUCGAGAAGGUCAUACUUCUUUUGCAGUACCAUUAUAAUUUGUAUCUGAAAUUUAUAGCAAAAUAAACCAAUGACAUUGAUUUUAUUUUCAGAUUCAGUCUGUCCAAAAGACAAUUUCAUGUAUGGUCGUGAUUGUGAAAAUGUAUGUAACUGUGCUGUAGAAGGUGAAAAGUGUUUUGUUAGUACAGGAAACUGUCCAUCUGGGUGUAAGGCUGGAUUUUAUGGACAAGGAUGCACAAAACGUAGGUCAUUUUAAAUCUUAAUUUUAUUUUCAAUCCGAAAUAUUUUUACGACAACGAAGUUGAUUUCUAAUUGCAAUAAGACAAAGUGCAUUCAACCGAAUGAGUCACACAAAAACGAGGAUGCGUCUGAAUAAAUUGGAAGUUUAGGGCAAGGAUGUCUGAAUAGCACAGAGAAAUAUAAUAUGACUAGGUUAGUCUAAAUAACAAGACUAUCCUAAACAUUGUUUAGAAUGAAUAUCAACAGGUCGGUUUGUUUAAUGGAUACACAGCUCAAAAAAAGUAUGUUAAAUAAAUAAUACUAUAUCUAUUUUAACUCCUUUAAACAAAAGGACAACAAACACAAAUUCAGCAUAUCAAAUAUCAAUCAUUAUUAUGUUAAUAUUAUGAUUUAAAAUGUACUUGCAAAGAGAAACUGAAGCCUACGUUGGUUUACUAUUUAAUAAUUACAUUAAUAUAAGUUUCAUUUUUUGGCAUAACAGAAGUGUGAUAAGAAAUAACGAGUAGUGACUGAGGAACAAAUUCUUCCAGGUAGACUAAUUGAUAAAUAAGUGAAUUUAUGAACAGAAUAACGUACAAACCCAUAAUAGAGCUCAACUUUACAUCUCUCUCUCUCUCUGUCUCUCUCUCUCUGUUUCUCUCUCUCUCUCUCUCUCUCUCUCUCUCUCUCUCUCUCUCUCUCUCUCUCUCUCUCUCUCUCUCUCUAUAAAUAAGUGAAUUUAUGAACAGAAUAACGUACACACCCAUAAUAGAGCUCAACUUUACAUCUCUCUCUCUCUCUCUCUCUCUCUCUCUGUUUCUCUCUCUCUCUCUCUCUCUCUCUCUCUCUCUCUCUCUCUCUCUCUCUCUCUCUCUGUCUAACUAACCUUUCCCGCCCUAUAACCUGGGAUGACAAAUGCUUACAAAACAUCAUAAUCCUUUUAAAAUGUAUUUGCUAAUAAAAUCGUUUACAUAUAGAACAUUGUGAACCAUUCAAUAAAUUCCGUCUAAACAGAUAAGGUGAUUUUUAAUAUGUGCCCAGUAAUAUUUAAGUUUUAAGACAUUGGGUAAUUUUAUAACAAAACUCAUCUUCCUUGUAUUACAUUGUGGUACAUUUUUAUGAACAUGGGUGGAAAGAGGAAUGUAUCGAAAGGAAUGAAUUGUGGUGGAAAUAAAACAAUGAUACUUUAAGAUAAUCAAAUAUGUAUCAUGUAUGAAUAAUUAAAAUGUAUUCAUUGGAAGUCACAGAACAAUUUUAAUAAAAAUCAUUAUUUUUCUUUAGCUUGUGAAGCUGGAUACUUUGGUAUCGAUUGCAGAAAAAAAUGCAGUAAUAAUUGCUCCAGUCAACAAUGUGAAAGAGUAGAUGGCAAAUGUUACAGUUGUGCGUUAGAAGGAAAGAAGCUACCAUAUUGUACACAAGGUAUAGAUAUAUUUGACUGCAAUUACCUAUUUACAAAAGCCAGAAUAUCGUCAUCUUUACAAAUACAUGUAAUGUAAAGAUAUAGUUCUUUAAAUAAAUUAUAAAAAUUAUUUAUUUAAUCAGAUUGCUUAGAAACAUCUUUGAAUCAUUUAUAUUUUUGUGGGGAAAAAACACUUUAUGGAGCUUAAUACUUCUUCAAAACACACGCACACACACACUGGAAAUACGUUAAUUUGAAAGUUUCAUAUUAAUCUGCGUGCUGUGUGGUCGAGUAGUCUAAAGUGAGAAAAUCCCUCCCUUGUGGUCUGGAGCUCAAUCCCCACCAAGGACCAAGUCACGUAAAGACGUCAGCACUACCCCGGAUGAAUGAGAUCCAUCAUCUAAGUGAAGGAAACUCUGACUCAAAACCCUCUAAGGAGCAUCUUAGGCGGAUACAUUAAUAAAAUGAAGAAUCCCACAAAUUAUGUGACGCAGAUAGUCCCAAGCCGUAUAUCCAUUCUUGGUGUUCCUUUGGGUUUUCUAGGUGAGUGGAAAGAGGCCAUACAAAAAUUGUCUUAUCGAAGCCAUUAGUUUGUUGACAUUUUUUUCAGUAUAAGGAAUCUAUCUCUAAAUUUCAGAUUGUGAUCCUGGUUUCUAUGGAGCCGAAUGCAAGUCCAACUGUUCAAGAAAUUGUUCUCAAUCUGGUCCUAUUUGUGACGUCAUUAAUGGAGACUGUUCAGCUUGUAUUCCUGGUUACUAUGGCAACAAAUGUGCAGCAGCUUGUCCAACAAACUGUAAAGAUUCAUUCUGUGAUUUCAACUCUGGUAACUGUAUAAGUUGUCAAGCUGGCUACCAUGGAUCUCGCUGUGAUGAAGGUAAACUUGCAAACGCAUGCUAAAUAGCAGUUAUUACAUUUAUUUAUUUGAAACACAGAAAAGAAGAGGGUGGUGCAAGAGCUACCUGCCAGGGGUCAAUCCCUGAGCAUAACCUGCAAACCUCAUCGGGGUCACACACAUUCGAAUAGCAGAGCGAGCGACAUGACGGGCCAAGUGUUGGUCAUGCAAUGGUCAUCGUCGUGCAUGAGUGACCAGACAGAAGUAGAACUCAGCUCAAAGCUUCACGCUAAUUUUAAAUUAUGUGUGUGUGUCCGUGUUAUAGUGUAGCCUAGGGUUUAAACUAGUGUGUUGCAGUAAUUCUACAAAGUAAAACAUUGCCAACAUUAAUUUGUUUAAAGUUAAUGUAAUAAUUUUUUAAGACGCAUUAGUGUUAUAAGCAUUUUAUUUGCAAUUUUGAGUGCAACGCCGGAUUAGCCAAAAGUUGAACGUAGGCCAUAGUUUAAAGUGCAGCAGUCAAGGACGUAUAUACAGAAAAAAAAUUACAAUGUUUUUAAUAUUACCAUGUUUAUUUUUAAUACAUAUACAUUUAAUAAAUUUAAAUCUACAGUUAAUUUUUCUACAUGUACAAUAUGCCCUCACGUCACCUAAAUAUAUCCCAGCUUUCCCAAGCGCUUAUUGUUAUGGAAAUUUAUUUGCAAGUGUUGACCAAGCCAUCUGUGUGUCGGAAUUAGCCUCCAAAUGCCCCCAGUAGUCAAGAGCCAUCCUCAUCAAGUUAACAGAAUAAAACACAUUUAUAAAUAUGCUCAUAGUAAAAUUGAACUCAUUCAUUCCUUGUAAACUUAAAAAAAUAUUAAUUCUUUUACUCUUAUGUAAUAACAAAGAAACUUUAUAAUUGCUUUUUUUUUUUUUAACAUUCCUAGAAUGCAGUAACAACACGUACGGUGAGAAUUGUAAAAACAACUGUAGCUCCAAAUGUAUCAGGAGGAUUACUGACGAUAGAAUUUGUAACCGUGUCAAUGGACAUUGUUAUAAUGUUUGUCUCAGUGGAUUUGAAGGAAGUAACUGCACCAUUUGUAAGUUUUUAAGUAUUAUGUAUAGUUUGAGCCAAUGGUUUAAAAUACAUAUUAACUGCAAACAUUAUGUUACGCUGUUUUGAUAUGUUGUUAUGUCUGUUUGCUUUUAUAAAUUGAAAUAUUCAAAUGAAGGGAAAAUCGUAAAAUUUGCGAAAACUAUUUAGGCAUUUAUAUUACUCAGUACUGCACACCUACUAAGGAAAGGGGGGGGGAAAGGGGGGGGGGGUUCAUGCAGAGCAGAAACUUAUCAUCACUCUUUGUGUACGAUCAAUAAAUUUGAAUAUGUCAGCGUGGCAUACAUUUUGAAGAUAGCCUACCUAUAUAUUGUAGCAAACAGUAUUUAUUAACUUUAGUGUUUCAACAUUAAGAUACAUUGAUAAUGAUAGGAUAAUUUCCAGGCUUUCAUUAUAAGAUUGAUAAUGUCAGUUAAACAUGUUAGACUUUCUUCCUGGUAUUUUCUCAAAUGUGUUCGAUAACCCGAGAAAUGUAAACAACUCGUCAUAAGUCUUUCUGGGAGGCAUGGCUUACGCGACCUAUAUAAGGGAUUGACAGGCACGGACGGAGAGACCAGGAUUCAGAUAGAUAUUAUUAACUUUGCGAGGCGUGUAUUAUUCUUUGAGUAUUUGUGUGUUCAUAUGUUUUUAUUUCACAUUUAUCAUUAUUCAUUGGCACAUUAUUCUGUGUUAACUGUGUACCGGUACAAGAUCCACCAUACUGUAAGUUGAAGAUUGUUAUAUUUUCUUUUCUUUUGUAACUAUCUUAAGACUUAAUAAAUCGUAUUAAUUGUAACUAGAAACUGCUUUGGGUGUCGUAUCUUUAAUAUUGUUGACUCUAUGGUAUCGUCCUUCGUUAGGCACUGUUAACAACCAGCCAAUUAAAAUUAACAAGAGAGAUUAAUUUCUCAUAUUAGAAGCCAGUGCGUAACAGUCACCAAUUUGUAAAUAAAAUAUUAAUAUCUAAGUCAUGGAUGAAUCUUAAAUAUGUAAAAAAAAACUUAGGAGGGAGGAGGUGUUUAAAAUAUUGUACUUUUUUCAGUUUCAUAAUUAUAGCUUAUGUGAUUCCUUAUCUACGACGCUAGGUACCUUAUCUAUUUUACAAGUCUAAACAACGUUAAUAUAACGACCAUCACAGUCUUCAAAACUUCCCUAAGACCCUCUCUUUAAACUGUAAUAUACCGUACUGUACUAUACUGUUCUUUAGUUCUUGGGUGAGUGAGGUCAAGUUUUUUACUAAUUGUUUGUUUUUAUGUAAUUGUUCAUUUUUUUAUGAAGUGCAGUGAGCCUAGCCCUAAGCUGGGUUACUGCACCAUAUAAAAUCCGCUUAAUAAUAAUAAUCUCACUCUGAGUAUUCCCCCAAAAUAUUCAAAUUUUAAGGAGUAUAUCAUAUUCCUUUUUUUCUUUCUACAUUGAAAGACCUUUGUACAAUAAAUGUAAUAUUCAAGAAAGGUCUCUUUAUGUUUUAAUUGAAAAAGUAGAGAAUAGUAUCGAAAGUACUUGUUAAUGAACUAUUUUAAUAAACUGUGUUAUUUUAUUUUCAUUUAUCAAUAUUUUCCUCUCAAAACUAUUUAAAACGCUUAAUAGCCUUUCCUUUCAUUUCUUACAGUGAAAUCUUCUUCAAACAGCAACCCUGAUGAUGGUAAAACUAUAGGAGCAGUUGUUGGUUCCAUUUGUGGUGUUAUUGUUGUUUUGCUGGUCAUCGGUGGUGUCUUCAUUUUGUGGAGGUAAGGCGGAUGAGCCAGAUAUUUUAUUUACAUUAAUCUUGUGUCUGGAAUAAGUUGGUUAUGAAUUUGAUUUUUUUUUUACAAUUUUGUAGUUUUUCGACAGAAGGUAAUAAAUAGCAGUUUAUGCUUAUAAUUUAGAACUCUGAGAAAUAAUGGCUGAUCACAGAAAAAAACAUCACAUCACAUUUUUUAUGAAAUAAAUCUCCAGUAUGAAUUUUAAAGUAAUUCAAUUGUUCAUACUUCUUGAAAAAUCAAACAUGCUACUUCAUAAUUAAAAGCUUUAUUAAUGUGUGUGCAACAUGCAGUUAUAUAUGAACGUAAUCAAGGCAUACAUGUAAUAGAAAUUUGAGUUGUUGGUUCGUUCAUCGAUAAUCAUCAUUUUAAACAUCGAAUUAGUGAUGGGCCUGACUCUGUCUGUGGGUGAGCAGAUUACUCAUCAGAUCGAUUAUGCCACGAAAUAUUUUUUUGUGCAGAAGGUGCUGGAGAUGCAUGGGACAGAAAUACCUCAGAUUUUUCUGGGUAGAAUUUUGGGAUCUGCAGCAGCUCUUCUGUUCGCCUCAUGUCGCAAUGAGUCUGUGUGUAGGGAGGAACGCCAAGAGAUAAGAUAACUUUUCCCAAGUGUCCGGGUCAAUGUGAAACAAUUUCAAGGAUGCUUUCACUGUGAAGUUCCGGUUUUGUAUUUUUUUUUGGACCCACAGCGAGUCGCUUGCCAAGCAUGAGUUCGUCAUAAAAUAUUAUUUUUGGUCGUUUGAAAUUCUCGGAACAUGUCCAUUAUACAUUAAUAAGGCGUAUAUUCUUGUGAGGCCUUCCUUGGCAAGUAUCUAGUUGUCUGGGACCGUGUCCUGUAAUUCAAUGUUGAGUAUUAUUAUUCGGAGGUUCAUUGUAUGAACAUGGUUCAGUUUCUUAGCAUGUCGUUGAUAGACUUCUCAUAUUUCACCUGCAUAUUUUAACAUUUGGAGAACUGAUGCCUUGUAAUGUUUUAAUAUUAAGAUUGUUUAAAUUUAACUUGGGUGCUGAUGCCUGCCCUAGACUUUCUUUUUUUUUAAAAUUCCGAAUGUUUUCAGCCUCUUUCAAUUAAUUCAAAUGUUCACCUCAUCAUCAAUGGGAAAUUGUGCUGCCAAGGUGAGAGAAGCAGUGAGAGAAAUUUAAAGCCUUUUGCCAUUGAUUGGAAGUUAACCCCGAUAUCAUAUUUUCGAGGAGAUGGUUGAAUGCAGGACAUCAGUCUUUUUUCUGUUAAUGUUAAGACCCACGCUUGUGCAGGCAUUCGAGAAUCUCGCAACAGUGCGUUUCACAUCGAGCUCUGAUUCAGCGUUUAAGGCAUGGACAUUUGUAUACAGAAAAGCUUCUAAUAAUGUCAGCCCGUACCUUGGAUUUAGUGUGUAGUCUCCUGAGAUUAAGUAUUUUACAAUACUUCGUUAUCUGAUGUCCCUCUUAAAGCAUCAGUCAGCAUGGAGUAGACCAUGAUGCUGGAUGGUGUUUGUACCAGAACGCGCGCUUGUUUAACACCAUUAUUCACAGGAAGUGGUUGAGAAAUCUCUCCAAUUUCUCCAAACACUUUCUUGCAUACCCUCAUUUGCCCAUGAUCUCUCAAACACUUCUUUGAUGACAGUUUCUAAAACCUUAGUUAGGUCUACUUAGGCGGAGAAGAAGUCAUCGUUGUGUUUCCUGACACUUUCAUGUAGCUAUUUGGUAGCAAACACCAUAUGCAAAAGAAUUGCCUUUCUGCAAAUAGAUUCUUCUUAAGAUGAACAAUUAGAAGGUUUAGAAGGAUUUUAGCAAGACUCUCGCCUUCAAAUGAGAUUGAAGAUAGACCGUUUAUGUCAUUCAUUCAUUCUCUCUCUCUCUCUAUCUAUCUCUCUCUGUCUCACUCUCUCUCCCUAAUAAUACCACUGUUACUUUUCCGCCCUACAAUUUUUUCAUCGUACUUUUUAACAUAUCUUAAGCCUUUCAAAACAUGCCUUGAACUUAAACAUAGUGUUAAUAUGUUUUAUAAAGAAUAUAAAUUUCAUAAGCUUUGUAGGAAGCGUGUUAACAGAUCGAAUUUCACCAUCAGACAAUUGUAUACGAAUAAAUAUAAGGCUUUGUAUGAAAUAAUGGCUUCGGGUACCGUACACUACAAUACAAAUAUGUUGCAUUUUAAUCAGGAUAAUACAUUAAUAAUAGCAAGAUUAAAAUAGCUAACAGGCUAAGAUCAUCAAUGUUAUAAAAAAAUUGAUUGUACUACACUUUUUAUUUGUGUUAUAUGAUAGCAAACUUUGAGAUUAUAUUAAAAUCUAAGCUGCAAGAAAGCAAGCGUACAUUGUUUAUACGUUAUAAAUAUUACCACAGUUAACAAAUGACUUAAUUCAUGUGAAUAUUGGUGAUACUUUAUACCUUAAACUUGAAAGUCUAUCAAACUUUCAUUUUGACCAAUGAUUUUUGUACGUCUUGUUUGCUGGUAAGAUAGUCAGAGCUCUAAUGUGAAGAAGCAUUAAAAUGCGUAUGAAAUUGUAAACCAUUUUAGCAAUUGUAAGAAAGGAUAAUAUGUUAUACUUCUUCCUUUGGGGAUAUCUGACAGACGAAAUAGGAGAUCUGACAAAUUGCCACCAGGAGAGAACACUUCAAGUAUGGAAAAUUUGGCUGAAGCUGAUUCUCUGAGUAAUGUGACGUCUACUUCUAAGCAAGAACAAAUCAAAAGUAAACAUACAGGUAUGUGAUAAAGUUUGCUACACCAUUUUAGAACAUCUCUACGUUGAUCUACAGAGUUUCAAAUUCAAUUAUGACAUUUUUUAAAUAUGUAAGGGAAUGAUAAUCUUUUCUCGCGAAAAAAUCAAAACCAGACUUAGCUUAAAUGCAUGUAUCUGUUUGUAUGAAUAAAACGAAUUUCUGAUUUAUUUGCCAGUCGGACCAAGUAAACUGAAAAAAUCUUUUGUUAUAUUAAGGUGGUUAUUAACUUGUAGAGUUUCUUUUUCUUUAAUAUUUGCAGGGAGUCUUCUAUGUCUUCCUUGCCUUAAUAGUGACAUUUUAAGUGCAUGAACCCUGACAAAGGCAGUACAUAGAUUUUAAAGAUUGUUAACACAACUACUUUCUUUUUAAUUAACUUCAAAUGUCUAAUAAUGCAUCGUUAUCUUUCAGCCAUUUAUUGGCAUAAAUCGGCAUAGCCCAAUGGUUUUUAAACCUGUGUGAACAUCUCGUAUAUAUCGUCAUUCCAAACAUACUAAGAAGCUAACUAGUACGAUACUAUCCAAUUAGUUUAUUUUAGCUUAUUUGCUUUACAUGAAGGAGCUUACUUCAAAGAUAAUCUUAAAUAGAAGUGUACUUAUCUUUUAAGACUUUCUUCCAAGUGCAUAUUACUUUUUUAAAUUGACAAAGCAAUCAGCCUAAUGCAGCACAAUACGAGAAAAUACUAAUUCGAUUGUAUUUUUACAGUGAAACCUACCAUUCCUCAAAAACCUAAGCCAUCAAGCAUUAAAGACGAAGCAACUUGUGAAGAAAAGGGCAAUGGAUAUUAUAACACGGUGACUCUACAGCCUAUCACGGCUUCAACUGUUAUCACAUUGUCUAAUCUUCACAGUUACCUUCUAACUCAUAGUAAAGAGUAUCUCCAUGAACAGUUUAAAGUAAGAAGUACAAAGUGUAACUGUUAUGAUUAUUUUAAAAAAUUUUUUUCGGGCAAUUCGUUGUAAAUCAAACUUUAUUUUUGUUGCCAAGUUUCUCCUUUUCAUUGUUUAAAAAACAAGAAGCAGUAAUUUCAUGCAGUUGCAUUAUAUUUCUAUUCAUUUUUUUUACUUUUAUCCAUUAUUUAUUCAUUAUUUUAUUAUUUACUAUAACGUAUAUAAAAUGCACGCAUUUUUCUUGAACCUCUUCUUAGGUCAUUCGUAUUUUUUACAUAUGUUUUACUGUUCAAAGACUUCCAGACUAAAGAUUUUUUUUAUGCUAUAGUUUAAGAAGAAGGCAAGAUUCCAAAACUACAUUUUAAAAAAAAAUACAUUUUGUUAAUUUUAAUAGAAAUUCUCUGUAGUUUAGUCUUGUGGAAAUAAAUAAAUCUUUGGUUCACCACAACAAUGAUAAAUAAAAUUUCUUUACAUCAGAAUUUCAAUUUUAUUACUGACUCUUAACGUUAAAUUUAUGUAUGUAUAACAAUGGUCAUAAAAAGCCAAGCUUUGUCUAAAAUGAAUGGUUUCGGGCCCCAGUUACAAAUUGAUGCAACAAUCCAAUGUUUCAUGGUGUCCCCUACCUUGUUUCACAUAUCACCUACCACCUAGCCCGAUCUCCCCUUAAAAUUUUUUAAAAGUUAAUAUUGUUAAAUAGUGUGCAUUUUUCAAGAAUUGACAACCAAAACAGCUUGUUUGCAUGUUUACUAAAGUAGCGCUUAGCAGAUCGUUUGCAGUUCAUUAUUAAAUAACUUUUACAGAGUUUACCAGUCAACACAGAGGCUACAAUGACGGUGGGUCUGAGUGCUGAAAAUAAAUACAAGAAUCGAUACAAGAAUAUUUGUCCAUGUAUGAUUUGAUUUUUUAAAUUUUAUGGACGUUAAUUUCAAUACUUUUAAAGGAAAAUGAGUCAAUGUCAUGUAUUAUAUCCAUCAGUUUUAAUAGUAGUCUUCUGUUGCAUGUAAACUUUCAAGCAAAAGCUUUGAUUGUAUUGAAGAUAUUGCACGGAUUUUAACACAGUUGCUCAAAAUAAAGUAUUUAAUUAAUAAAGCUUUUUUUUACAAUGAAAAUAGCCCGUAACAUAGUAGAGUGCUUUAUUAUGCGUUAUCAAUUUUAUAAUUAAAAUAACAAAUAUAUCUAAAAUACAUACAAACUCUACAUUGUAUAACUAUUUUCAAACAAAAUAUGACAUGUUUAAAGCAACUUUUACUAUAAUGUUUUAUUAAAAUCAAAAUAAAAAAUAAACAUAUGUUAAGUAAAAUAUAUCAUCAUUGUAUUUUAAACACAGAUGACCAUGCAAGGGUCCACUUGGAGGCUGACACAACAAAAAUGCACGGAGAUUACAUUAAUGCGUCAUACUCAAAAGUAAAUAAUAAAUAAUCUGUUGGGUUUUUUUUUUUUAUAAAUUGUAUAGUAAAGUAAUCCGCACCACGACAAGUCCAUCAACAACUGAUUAUUUUUAAAAGGCAAUAAUUCGCACUGAAAUGCUUAGAAAAGCACAAAAUUAAUUAAUUUUACGAAAGUUACAGCCCUAUAUGGAUAAGAUUUUCAUGAACUAGCUUCAUCGUUUAUAAUUAGUUUCCAUUGUCAUUUCUCCACUCACGUUUUCUUUUAAAAUGUACUUGACUUAAACGAAGGCUUAAUUUAUGGCUGUUAGAUCGUGAAUUUGAGAUGAUUCACAAAACAAAAUAAUCGAUCCAUAUGACCUCAUGCAAGAGAUGGUUGGGUCAACAUUGACAUGUCAUCAUAAAUAAAAGAUCAAAGUCCUGUCAACUGGGCAUUCAGUGAAGUUCCUUUCUUGUAAUUUAGCUUCGAAAAUUGAACGCAGUGUAGAUGAUUUCAAAUAUGGAAUAUAGAGAAAUGAAUAUCUCUUAUCUUUUUGCUUUUGUUUUCUAGCAAAGACUGAUAUAUUUUCGUUAAUUUAUAUUUCUCUUUCUGACAGCGCUAAGUUGUCACCAAGAAUUUUGCUACUGUAUUAUUUGAAAUAGUUUUGGAAUUGUAUUAUUUGAUUAAUGUUUAGAUUCAUUAUUCUCCAAGCACUGCUUAAGUAGUGUGCUCCUUUUAUUUAAUACAAGACAAAAACUUAUCUUUUGAUAUUAUUAGACAUACUGCUUAUUUCCCAGGUUUUCAUCCAGUAGUGUAAUUUGUCUUUGUAGAGUUUAAGUUCAAUUAAAAUAGAUUUUUCAUUCUGAAAGUCUCUAGUACCAUCUAACUCUCCCUGUAAAAGUUAAGAUUCUAUUUAAGUUAGCAAUCAUAAACCCUUUCUUCUUCUUAGAGUUUAAAUAAAACUGUUGUGUUGUGAACGCUGACACAACUAUUGACCACAGCAUGAUGUAAUCUCUAAUAGUAACUAAUUUUUUGACUACUUUAACUAUAAAAAAGUGCCACUUUAUCAAUUCAGAUUAUUUUAAAUCAUUAAAGAUAUCAAAAUUAUGUAAACUUCUUUUUGCUAAAUUAACGUUGGUUAUUUUGCAGGGAUAUAAUGAUGAGGAAAAGUUUAUCGCAUCUCAAGGUAAGUAAAGAAUACAGGCCUACCAGUUAACUUUGGCCACCCUCAUCAUAAAACACCUACAUAUCUUUCAUAGAGAUUAAUUUAUGAAACCAACAAUAUAAUUAAAAAUGCAGCAUUACUUUGGAUUUAAUAGUAAAAACACUGUUUUAAUCUCAUCUCAAAAGGACCAAACAAGAUUAUAUUAAAUGACUUUGUUCGAAUGUUAUCGGAACAAAAAGUUGAAAAAGUUGUCAUGUUGACUAAUCUUACGGAAGAAGGAAAGGUGAGUUUCUUUUUUAAAAAUGUCAUUUCUUAUUUAUAAAAAUGCCAUUAAAUCGCUAAGGUCAUAGAAAAUUCUUUAACUAUAAAAUAUAUGAUGGAAAUCGAGAAAAAGUGAGCCAGAGUAAAGUGGGACAUGUUUCAGGAGAGGCUUAAAAAUUCCAGGAAAGUAUAUUCGAAAUGAAUGUGUUACACAGUUUGUAAUUUACACAGUAGAAAGAAACAAAAUAUUGCUGUUUCAGCGCCAGAACAACACCACGUGACUAUGACUUUUGCAGAGGGUUUAUGAGUUGAAUUCUUACAUGAUUUCGGUGUAAGUCAACGGAUUUCAAAAAGGGGAGCUUACAUGGUGUAAGCUUUACUAGGGGGACUUUGUAACAAACCGCUUGUUGACCAUAUUGAGAGCCAACAGAACGUCAUACGAUAUGACCGUUCAAAUAGAAAUUAUUAUAUUAUCUUAUAAGAGUAAACGUUGUGUUAACUCGAAAAAAUAAACUAUAGAUAGGACCGAAUAUAUUAUAGUAAAUGUAACAUUUGCGUACUAAUAACGUUGUUACUUGUAAUUAUGGCUGUCGUUUAAUUUUAUGUAAUAUCUAAUUAUCUAAUAAUCCACAUUCACAAACGUCCAUGAUUACUUAAAAGUACGAUGCUAGAACUUCAUGAAUUUCGAAUCACACAAAUUUAUUAACUGAAUAUAUAUACACACAGCUUGAAAUAAUAUCUCUAGGAAAUAAAGCAAACGUAUUUGUCAUCUAACUUCCUCCACUCAGAUCUGUUUAGUCAACAUGAAGAUUUUUUUGAUAGACAAGAGCCUAUAAUGAAAAUACACAGACUGCCAUUUUAAAAGUCGUUCACUUGCUUCUCUGCGCAUGACAUACACUAACUAAUUAACUUCCUUUUCAUACUAACUUACCAAAACAAUACUUUAUCCGAAACAAAACUAGUAUCUCAAUAUUUGAUCUAUGACAAUAAAUAACGUAUUUAACAUUACAAGGACUACCAGCGGGCGCCCCCCCCCCCCCCAAACUUUUCAUAAGUCCUUGGGUGAUCAGUCUGUAAGUCAAUAACAAAUUCACUUUUUUUUAAAAACGUGCUCACAUGAACAUUGUCAUUCAAAAUAAUGUAUCCUUUUUGUACUUAAAUAUAAUUUUUGUAAUGUUUUACAAUCUUUCAAUAGCCUAAUGAAUGCCUCUUAACUUUAUUUAACCAGUCCAAGUGUGACCCAUACUGGCCAGAUGAAGGUGAGACGACAUUUGGAGAAAUACGUGUCAGACUGGCUGCUACACAAGUCUUUGCAGAUUAUACUAUAAGGCGUCUUCAACUUUACGUUGUACGUACACGUUUUAUGUUUCCAUUAUUUAUUUUAGUUGGCUCUUCGCAAAUUACCAAUGAUGUUCACCGUCACACAUCGUUAAUCUUGAUUUGAUUGAAUAAAAUAAUAAUUUUAAAUUCAUGUUUUUAAAAAUUAUUUCAAUGAAUAAGCAGAUUUUGUUUUAAAAAGACAAGUUAUAAAUUUCAUUUUUUAUAUGGUUGUGUUUUCAAAUCCAAUUUAGGCAUUUAUCUACUACAGACUACAUACGAUUUCCUACUUUAUUAAUGAUUUUAUGUUAUAACCUGCAAAAAAAAGAUAAUUAAAACAAUACCACUAUAUCUAGUGAUAACUAUUGGAGUAGUCAGUGUAAUGUAACAAUUUUUUGUUUUCAAAAUAUACAUAAACAUGAUAUAAAACUAAAAUAACAAAUCAAUUCACCAAUCCAGGACUCCCAACCCAUGCACCCAGUGACCCAGUUUCACUUCACAUCCUGGCCAGACAAGGGUGUACCAGAAAACCCCUGGGCUCUAGUGGACUUUGAACAAAGAGUUGCAUUUACUCCAACUAAAAGGCCCAUUGUUGUUCACUGCAGGUAGUUUAAUAUAAAUUAUUCCUAUUAAUAUACCGAUACAUAUAUAACAUUUUCGGAGCCAUACAUUUUUGUAAGUACUAAUACCUAAACGAAUGAAAGAAUAUUGGAUAAAACAAUGUUGCUCUUCUUAUAGUUUAUUUAUCUAAAGAUUUAAAGUAAAAACUCUAUUUAAUUUUAAUAUCAAUAAGACAGAAUAUUUAAAUUGUGAAGCAUUCUUCUUUCUUUCAGAUAUGUUGCUAUGUUCACGAAGGAAUUGCAUUUUGUUGAUUUAAAAUAAAUAUAAUUGUUGUUACUAAUAAAAAGGGAUUAACCUUGCUAACCAUUUGUCACGUGACAUUUUGCAGUAACUUAAGUACACGCGUGUUAUGAUGGAGCCCAUCAUUUAGUGCUAUUUAAAAAUAAGUUUUGUCUGAAUUCACUUGAUUCAAACAAUUGUUUCUAGAAAUAUUUUCAAACAUAAAUGGCAUGCUAUUUUUAUACAGCAAUUUCUGAUUAUUUCAGUGCUGGUGUUGGGCGUACAGGAACAUUCAUAGCUCUACGUAACGUAAUGAGAGAAGCUGAGGAUACACAACAGAUGGAUUUUUUCACUACUGUGGCCAAACUCAGGCAGGACAGGACCAUGAUGAUACAGACAGCUGUGAGUUACCUUAAUGUAUCGUUGUUGCAUUACACAUACGAUCAUGUGCAUCCAUUUCUGCUUCCUGGAUCAAUUAUAUUGUUCUUUUUAUUAUAAACCUAAUACUUUUUUUAUCAUCAAUAAUUUAAAUUAAGUAUCACAUUAACUUUUUUUUUUAAAAUACUGCAAAUUAAAUAUUCGGACAAUUAAAAAAACUUGAAAUUAAAUAAUAUGCCUAAUAAUUAAAUAUUGUCUUACUAAUGUGGUCCCUAAAUAUUGUCUUACUAAUGUGGUCCCUAAAUAUUGUCAUUCUAAUGUGGUCCCUAGGGAGUUAUCUUACCACUGUGAUUCUUGCUUAGAGAGCCCCUAUCAUUUUAAAACUAAGGGGAAAUACUCUUAAUGUAAUGUUCCUUACGUAGUUCAGCAAUGACAAUUAAAUUGUCACGAUUGAAUCCCUUGAACCGCUACUCUGUAUUUAAAAGUUGGAGGCAGCAGAGGCAGAAAGAAAAUCUGAAAAAUGUAACAAAAUGACAAGAAACAAAAAAAAAAAAAAUAAUAAAAAAUAAAUAAAUACUAUUUUGAACACAUUUCAUUCAAUAAUUCAUUUUUUCUUUAAUUUUUUAAUUUUUUUUAUAACAUUUUUUUUUUUUUUUUUUUUAUUUUUUUUUUUUUUUUUUUUUUUUUACGUAGUUCAGCAAUGACAAUUAAAUUGUCACGAUUGAAUCCCUUGAACCGCUACUCUGUAUUUAAAAGUUGGAGGCAGCAGAGGCAGAAAGAAAAUCUGAAAAAUGUAAAAAAAUGACAAGAAACAAAAAAAAAAAAAAAUAAUAAAAAAUAAAUAAAUACUAUUUUGAACACAUUUCAUUCAAGAAUGCAUCUUUUCUUUAAUUUUUUAAUUUUUUUUAUAACAUUGCUAUUGCAUUUGUGUACAGAGCUUCGUUAUAUUUAUUUGUUUAAAAUAAUGACCCGUCAAGUGUUUUGAAGCUAAUAUUUUAUUACUUUGUUUUAUUAUCAUUUGUUUAUUUAUUUUUUUUUUUCAAAUUUAAAUGAAGUUAUUCAAAAAAAGCAUCGGUGAAUCCACUUGUUUUCUUCAAUUUAACCUUUGGCACUCUAUCAGACUAUAGACAUAUACAUUACUUAAAUGUUUUUUUUUUGUUUGUACUGAUGAAGUCAUGUGCCGAAACGUUUACUUGUGUAUAAUGUACAAUUAUUAUUAAAGUGUUACUUAUAUUGUUGUAUUGACACAAUUUGUUCGUGUCUUAUUAAUACAUACACUACUGUUCUUAAAUAAAUAUGUUUCAAUUAACACAUCUACUGUCUGUUUGCGGAGAAAUUUAAACACACAUAAAUUCGACAUACAUUGCAAUUAUAUCGGCAGUCACAGAUCUGAACACUUACUCUUAGCCCACCGAGAAUGCCUUUAUUGAACAAAAAUGGUCAUAAUCAUAAUACAUUACAAUACUACAAUCAAAAGAGAUUUGUAUGUAUUUAGCAGUAAAGGAUUAGGAUAAGUUUAGCGCUCCCUUUAACCCCCCCCCCCCUUACCCCCCCCCCCCCCCCCCCCCCCCCCCCGCACAGGAAGGCGCAUUAUUAGUUUGUAAUAAAUUGAUGAAAGUCAUAAAAAUGGGGAAAGGCGGUAGAAAUGAGAAUGAUUUUGAGUGUUGUAAAAUUAAUGUUUUUUUCAAAAUUUAAAUUUAUAUUGUACGAAUUUUAUGUUCAAUUUAAUUUUGUACGGUUCUGAUGAAAGUUGUGGAUUGGAGUUAAAUCCAAAGUGAAUAUCAGACAAGAAAACGCAACAUCAGCAUACCGUGUGGGCGGAAUUCUUCAACUUUGAACGGUAACUUAUCAAAGAGAAUCAAAUCUCUUUAUUAAAACCCGGAUAUGGAGUCCUGUGUGCAGCAUGACAGUGACUUAAUGGUAAUUCCUAAAACUUCUGGUAACAAGCUGUAUGAUCCACUUGAUGUUCCCAUAUGUAUACCAGAUGUGUGAAGAGACUGACUAAGGAAUCAACUUAUUUUCUUUGAAAAUCUCAAGUCUAGUGAUUUUAUCCUGCGCAAUCCCCCCCAGACAGACGAUUGCCCCCAUAUUACCACCCCCCCCCCCUAAGUUUAAUUUUUUUUUUUUUUAGCAAUUGUCAACGUAAUGGAGAUCUUAAUUAAUCCUUUAAUACGGCAUACAAAUGCAUAAUAUUUUCUAAGCAUAAUUAUUAAUCAACAUUUUACACUCACAUAUUUAAAAUAAAUGUUUUUUUAUGGAUAUGCUUUUAUUUUUAGGAACAAUAUGCCUUCUUGCACGAGGCGGCCAAGGUUGCCAUGACCUGUAUAAAUACAACUGUAACAUCCAAUAAUAUUGCAGACAGGGUUCAAAUGUUACAAAGGAGAUCUGUGUCUGGAAAAACUGAAAUGGAAAUAGAAUUUGAAGUAAGUUGAUCAUGGAUUACUCAUUUGAUGUCGAAUUUCAGUUUCAGCGACCCAUUAUGAUGUAAAUAAAGUUUGUUCAUUGCUUAGCACUGGGUCUUUUAUCGUUUAGUUUGAUUUUUACAUAUUUUCAUCAUGCAUUAUGAUCAAGCCUAUUUUGAAAUUGUAAAAAAAUUUUAAAUAUGUUAAAAAUAAGUGCAAUAUAUUUUGAAUGUUUUUACAAGACUUGCGGCUAUACCCACACGGAAAGGCUAAGGGAGUAAACCCCGACAGAAAAUCAGGAAGUGGAGCUCCUAAGACGGUCUGUUUUUGAAACCAAUUGCAUUCCAGCAGCUCCUACGACGCCAAUGGUGCCAAGCCGUAUCGACACUAGUUGAUCCCUUGGGUCCACCACUGGCGUGGAGAGGGGUGUUCUGCUGUCUGGGCAGCAGCUGAUCCUCCAUACUUCGCCCAGGCUUUAUCUUCACUGGAGAGGACUCUCCAACAUCGCCAAAUGGUGUGAACACAACACGGGAGGCAGAAGUUACUGGUUUUAAGCCAUAGCUCAAUUGGCGUAGAGCUAGGCGCCAGGGGUUGCUUCUGACGAUGGAAGAGAUCGCCAUGUCUCACUGGGUGCGUGGAGCUCAGAGGAACAUCUCAACAAGUAGGCCACAAAAACAUGCACCUAGAAGUAAGAAAACAAAAUAAAAGAAGACCCCAGCUUUUCGAUUAGCAAGCUGGAAGUGAGGACAAUGUGCCAGCGCAUUACUGCCGACCUGCAGCUCAUAAAAGAUGCAAGGAAGACAGCUAUCAUUGAUAGAGAGCUUAGCAGGCUAAACAUUGAUAUUUCCUGUCUCCAGGAAACUAGGCUCCCCGAAUUGGGUACCAUAAGAGAACACAACUACACGUUCUUCUGGCAGGGUGGACCGAUGGACGCACCAAGACAACAUGGGAUUGGUUUUGCUAUAAAAAAUACACUCUGUUCCUCCAUAGAAACACCGACACAUGGCACAAAUAGAAUACUAACUAUCCGACUAUCAAAAUCUUUAGGUUUAGUAAACAUCCUCAGUGCUUAUGCCCCAACCCUUUCCUUCAGCUCAGAAGCCAAACACCAGUUCUACGAAGAUCUUAAUCAAACAAUAGCCAGCAUACCCAACAACGAAGCAAUUUACCUUUUGGGUGAAUUCAAUGCAAGAGUAGGAAGCGAUCACAUGACCUGGCCAACAAUCCUUAAUCAUUUCGGAAGAGGCAGACUGAAUGAAAAUGGGCAGAGACUAUUGGAACUGUGCUGCCUACAUGAACUAUGUGUAACUAACACCUACUUCAACUGUAAGGCUAUCCACCAAGUGUCAUGGAGGCAUCCCCGCUCUAAACACUGGCACAUGUUAGAUCUCAUAAUCACAAGACGCCCAUAGCUGGCUUGUGUCCUCCUCACAUGCAUCUACCACAACGCAGACUGCGACACUGAUCAUUCCUUCGUGGCUAGCAAGAUAAGGCUACAGCCAAAGAAACUAUCACACCAAAAACAAGAGUAAACCACGCAAAAACAUCUGCUCCACCAAAAACCCAGAGAGAACAGAAUUAUACAUCCAUAGUCUACAAGAAGCUCUUGUACAAACGCCACCAAUGGACACUAUUGAGUCCAAAUGGUCACAUUUGCGGGACACUAUCUAUAACUCGGCUAUCACGGCAUUUGGAAAGAGAGAACUGAAAAGUGCAGAUUGGUUCAAAGCCUAUUGGCAGGAAAUGAAAUAUGUUACCGAUGCAAAAAGAAAGGCCCUCUUAGCUUAUAAAGACUGAGCUUGCCCAGCAACUCCACAAUCGCUUAAAAGUGCCAAGACAAAUGCCCAGCAGGCAGCUCGUCACAACGCUAACACAUACUGGAUCAAUCUAAGCUCCAGCAUACAAUCAGCUGCUGAUAGAGGUGAUGCAAAGUAAAUGUACGAGAAUAUAAAGCAAGCAACAGGCCCUCUGAUCUCCAAGACUGCGCCCUUAAUGUCCAAAUCAGGGGAAAUCAUUACUGAUAAUGAUAAAUAACUUAAGCGGUGGAUAGAGCACUACUUUGAAAUAUACGCAACGAUAAACCAAGUCUCAACCGCUGCCCUAGACGAUAUCCCAGACUUGUCGGUUAUGGAGGAGCUUGAUACCCUACCCACAAUAGAAGAGCUACGUAGAGCCAUCGAUUGUCUCGCCAGUGGGAAAGCCCCGGGCAAUGAUAGUAUCUCACCAGAAGCUCUCAAAUGUGGAAAAGAAGUACUAUUACGGCCCUUGCACGAUCUCCUUACUCUGUGCUGGGAACAGGGACAGCUACCACAAGAGUUAAAAGAUGCAAACAUCGUUACAUUGUACAAAAUAAAAGAAGACAAGAGUGACUGCAACAACUAUCGUGGAAUCUCCCUCCUCAGCAUAGUUGGAAAGGCUUUCGCCCGAGUUGCAUUAACACGCCUACAGGCCCUAGCAUCGCGUGUACCCCCAUAAUCGCAAUGUGGUUUUCGUGCCGGUAGGUCAACCAUAGACAUGAUAUUCUCUCUGCGCCAACUGCAGGAGAAAUGCAAGGAGCAACAUAUGCCUUUAUACAUUGUGUUUGUCGACCUCACUAAUGCUUUUGAUCUUGUCAGCAAAAGCGGCCUGUUUCAGAUCCUCAAAAAGAUAGGCUGCCCUACAAGACUGCUUAACAUCAUCAAGCAGUUCCACGAAAACAUGCAGGGCACAGUGUGCUAUAACGGUGCCGCCUCAGAAGCUUUUCCAGUGAGUAGUGGAGUAAAGCGAGGGGAUAUACAUCCACACAGGAGAUGACGGCAGAUUAUUCAACUUUGCCCGCCUUAGAGCUAAGACUAAAAUAAGAAAGGUCUUGCUGCGGAAGUUCUUGUUUGCGGACGAUGCCGCUUUGGUAUCUCACACAGCAGACGGCCUGCAGAGCCUCGUAUCCAGCCUAUCCGCUGCCUGCAAAGAGUUUGGUCUGCAAUUAGCCUUAAGAAAACUAACAUUAUGGCACAGGGCACUGACUCCCUCCCAACUAUCGACGACUACGACUUGGAUACUGUUGACAGAUUCACAUAUCUGGGAUCCUCAUAUCGAGGACCCUCUCAAUGGAGGAUGAGAUAAGUGGAAGGAUAGGGAAGUCCGCAACUGUUAUUGCCAGACUGAAGAAAAGAGUCUGGUGAAACGCCAAACUCACAACAAGAACUAAGCUGCAGGUGUAUCAGGCCUGCGUACUGAGCACACUCCUGUAUGGAUGCGAGUCGUGGACCACAUACUCUAAACAAGAAAGAAGGCUCAAUGGCUUCCACCUCAGAUGCCUGCAUCACAUCUUUGACAUUAAAUGGAAAGCAAAGUCCCCAACACUGAUGUCCUGUCCCAAACAAACUUGUGUAGCGUCCCAGCCAUGUUAAUCCAAAGACGCCUCCGUUGGCUUGGACACAUCAAGCGAAUGAAACCUGGUCGCAUACCAAAAGGCGUGCUAUACAGAGAGCUGGCGACAGGGAAAAGGUCAGUUGGACGGCCUCGUCUGAGAUACUUAGACAAAUGCAAAAGAGACAUGAAGUCGGCCAACAUCGAUAUCUCAAACUGGGAGGAGGUGGCAGAGGAUCGAUCCUCAUGGCGGGGCAUCGUGAAGGCAGGAUCACUACAUGCCGAGGAUCAAAACAGGGUGGAAAAAGCUGCAAAAAGAGCGAGGAGGAAGGCCGGUAAAUACUGCUCCACCGCAUUCGUGUGUGGGAAAUGUAACAGAGACUGCUAUUCGAGGAUUGGUCUCACCAGCCACACCAAGAGCUGCAAGAAAUAAAGAUAAUCUAUCGUCUCCCGCAGACGGAAAGAUGCCAUACAGAUAAGAUUCUUCAUACAUGCCAUUGUGUUUAAAAUACAUUGUGCAUCAUCCUUUCCCGUCCUCUAUUUUAAGACUUUAACCUGGAACAAUAGUUAAAACAUACUACGAUAUUUUAUAGUAUUAAGGAAUUGCAAAAAAACAAAAAAAAAACAGCUAUGAUAUGCCGUAAGACAUCCCUUUAAUAAUGACACUAAUAAAUAAAAGAGUGAAUAUAUAACUCGAUAUCACUCUAGCAAGCACGCUCGUAAACGUUCUUAAAGUUAUUAAAGAUAAAUAAUAAUAAUUAAAUAUAUAAUUUUCUAUAAUUUUUACUGGUUGCAUGAUGUAUAGGCUGUGUGCAGAGUGAGUGUAGAUGAUAGCCAAAUAACUGAUGAAGAAGGAUCAGCUGGCGUCAUGUACCAAAACAGUCGAACUGCUUCAAAUAAACUGAAAAACAGAUUUGGAAAUAUCCUGCCAAGUACGAUUAUAGUCUUAAUUAAAUAAUCCAAAAAGAACCACCAGCAAUGUUUAGAUGCGUGCAUCGCUCAAAAACAAUUUUUCAAUGUUGUGACAAGAUUUAACAAAAGCUGGAAAAGUAAAUCAAAUUUGUUUAAAAAUAUUGCAGCGAGUUCUUUUUUUUUUUAAUGUGUUUUAAUUUCGCAUAAUGUAUUUUCAAAUAGAGGAACUAUACAGACCUGUACUUAUGUGUGACUCCAAAGACAUGGGGGGCUACUUUAACGCUGUAUUAACACCGGUAAAUAAUACUUAUUUGUUCAAUGUUAUGUAAGUAGAUCAGAAAAUUACACAACAAACAUGUGCAUAAUAGUUAAACGAAUAUUCUCUUUUCGAUCUUUAUUUUGCCAUUAGCUUACUCGGUAGCUCUGACUGAAUUUCAUUUAUGCAUUAAUUUACUUCCAAAUUUAGCAUUAAAACAUAACAAUUUUGAUUCCCCGAAGCUCUGUGUAUAUAAAAAAUUACUUUUUCCAUGGCCUUUAUUGUACAUGUUUGAAUAAUAUUUCCUUUUUUUUUCAGAGUUUCAGAAAAAGGAAUCAAGAUAUCAUCACCCAACUUCCACUCCCAACAACAGUGGUGGACUUCUGGCGUCUCAUUACUCAAAUGAAAGUUUCCCUGGUUUUUGCAUUUGAGGAGCAUUUACAAGCCACGGAUUCAGUAAUUUGUUUCUUAAAAUACUAUUCAUUUAAUGUUCAUUGCGUAUACCCUUUGUCUUCAGUUUGUCUAAUGAUCUGUUUCAUUUCAAUUGUAGAUAUCCAUUAAAAGUUUAAUUGUAUGAUAUGAUGUCUUAUUCUACUAAAUUAUAGAAAUGUAACAAAUUCUGUCAAAUGUAUCAAUGAUACUCGUCUAGCAUUUUUUAUGACAAAAGUUCUUUAAGUGGUCUCAAAUAGGGCCUAUCACAAUAAGAUAUGAAUGCUGCUAAUUAUAUCCUGAUUUUUCUAUGGAAAUUCAGACAAUAGGUAAAUAUUUGCCAGCCAGUGAAACAGAAAAAUCCAGCUUCCCUCCGUUUCAAGUUAGUAUGGGAACAUGGCAUCAAGGAUCUCACUGGGAAGAGAGAAACUUAUUUGUAACCGGAACAAAUGUAAGUAAAAAGCAUUUUAAAAUAUAUAUCAAUGAUUCGUCCUGACAUAACUAUAUGUAAAGAUACCCUUUAUUAUAGAAGUGACACAACACAAACACCAGCAAGGUCACAAAUGUUGCAAACAACCGUGAAAAACAAAAACUGACCACCAGGGAAACUCGGAAUUAUUGCGUCUUUUUUAAAUUAUUAGACGUGUUAAUACAAAUUAUAAUUUUCAUUUUUUAAAAUGCGAUUUUGGCACCCUCCAUGUUCCACGUUCGCACAAUUUUGCACGGCCUUUGUUCUUGAUAUGUCGGGUGGCCGAGUGGUCUAACCUGUGUAAAGAGUACAGUGAAACACACAAAAUUCACUGAUGCAUCCUGGUCCAUUUGCAGUUGUCUUGUCUAAGUCUUGCCAUUGGAUCAUAUAGGCAAUGACGAUAGAGGAAGGCUGAAGAAUUGAGCAACUGUCCCUCACUUUAAUAAAAAUACAUCUCAAGUCAAGUUUACUAUUUAAUUUGAACAGUGCAGUGGUCAUCUUCGCGUGCGAAGGACGUGCACAAAAUAUAACCUUGGGUCAUGUCUACCAUUUUUAAAAAAUCGUAAGUUGAUAUGGAGGAUAGACAUCUUAUAAUAUAAAACAAGGUUUAAAGUUAUUUCACGCAAUUUCACAAAAUUAAUGUCUCUUUAUUUGAGAUUUCUCUAACUGAAAAUGUAUUUUAAGGAAGCAGCGGAACACAGCGUCGUUCACCUCAGAUAUACACAAAAUUCCACAGAUCCAAAGGAAUUGUUGGCAUUUCUCAAGCAUGCAAGAACAUAUAACCCUAAACAGGAUGCCAGAAUAUUGUACAUGUGCAGGUUGGUUUACUUAAGUUUUUCAUUUUGAAGAAAAACAAUGUCAUGAGUAACUUUAAAAAAAAAUUAUUUAUUAGACUUCAUUUCUUUAAAUUAAUGUACAAAUCCUAUUUGUAUCCACAUCUAGUCCUUUUCUAAUUAAAAUGAUGAUAUAAAUAGUUAAAUAUUUCUAUUUUACAGGAAUGGUGCAACAUUUAGUGGUUUGGCCUGUGUCUUGAACCUCCUACUUGACAGAAUGGACAAUGACCAGCGCUUAACUGUUCCACUUGUCGUUGGUGCUAUCAAGACCAUUCGUCCUGAGGUUAUCCCAACAGUGGUAAUUACUUAAAGAUCUCAGCAUAAAUAAUAUUUAAAGUUAAGACCAUUUAGAGUUAUCGAGGACUUGGUAAAUAUGUAAAAAAAGAAAUUUAAAAACUUAAUGAAAUAUUAAUUAAUUGAAAUUCCACCAAAGGCGAGUUUAAACACACUAAAAAGUAGGGAAAAAAAUGUAAAUUUCUUAAAUGCAUUAUGCAAAGUAAAACUGUGCAGAAGUGUAGAUGAGCACUCUAUGAACUCAAAGAAAGGCUGUGCAGAUGUGUAGAUGAGCGGUACUUAGAUGUUUGUUUUUAAUGUGUACCAACUGGUGUAGGGAAUAGGUAGGUAGCGCAAUAUUAGCAAAGUUCUGGAAGGUUUAAGAUAAUCUUUGGAAGUUUCUAGAAAGUUUGAGAUGAUCGUAUGAGUUCCUUGAACCAUCUGCUUAUGUCCACAUAAUUCUAUAAAUUGAUAAGCCUUUCUGAAAAUGUUCUCGAAUUCAAGUCAGUAAUGUUUAAGAACUUUAAAAAAUAUUUCUUGAAAUUUCGAUAUAUUUGUAUUAGUUUUUGUAAGAUAAAAAUAAUUUCAUUACGAAUAUAUUUAGGUGUAUGUAGUGGGAAUGACAUUAAUCAUCAUUUAGAGACGCAUACUAAAGAUAUUCUUUCAGGAAGUUGGAAAAAGCCUUAAAAAGAUCCUAUUUUUUAAUGGAAAUAUUUAUAUUAGUUUUUUAACAAUUACAUUUUUAACUUUCUGAGAGUUUCUCGAAAACUACAAAUUCAAAUAUAUGAAGGUUUUGAAUUUCUAUUUAUAGAAAAUAAUUGUAUGCAUUUAUAUGGCUAUAAAAAUGAUAAAGAUUUAUAGAUGAUUGUGAAAAUUUUAAUUUUCAUUUUAUUAUUUUUUAAAUUUUAAAUGUUCUCACUGAGAUUGAUUAUCGUUUAAUGAAAGUAUUCCAGAGAUGCAACAUUUUGCCAUGCUUUUAAAGGAAAAUUUCACAUUUUUAAUGACACUACUAAUUUUGUCUAAUAUUUUGUUUAAGGAUAUUUAGAAUUAGUUUUAUAUUUGUGUCAAUAUUCAUUAAAUUAUAGUCACGUUUUAUCAAAUCUUAACAAAUAGAAGAAUUACCUAUUAUUUAUUUCUGUUGUUUUUAUUUAAAAAAAUAUGGUUAUUUAAAAAAAUUGUGAAAGUUCUCAUAAUCUCACAGAGUUUCACUUUUCUUUGGCUACACAGGAGCAAUACAAAGUUCUUUACCAAGUUCUCCAUAGAUAUAACGAAACAAACAGCAUCUACUCCAACUUCAAUGAUGCCAAGCUCUCAGUCCGUUCAAAUGAUGACGGCAAAGACAAAUCAGGAAAUGUUGGGAAUGAAGGCACAGAAUACGCCAAUGCAAAGUUUUAAGUGAUGAAAGUAACAAAAGUUAAAUCAAUAUGUUGUAAAUAAAACAUAUCUCAAAGUAAUUCUCUGACUGAACAUUAAUGAUGGC